Paramuricea clavata is the source of this 53070-nucleotide messenger RNA. NCBI's taxonomy places the organism in Eukaryota, Metazoa, Cnidaria, Anthozoa, Malacalcyonacea, Plexauridae. The record is from the annotation of a GenBank genome assembly.
AUGGCUGAACAAGAAUUCGCCCUCGAAACUCAAGAAUACGGGACAGGUACUUGUUUAAAAAGCUUUAAACCACUUCAGUUUUAUUGUACUAGUGUUUAUGAACACAUAAAGAUCAUAUUAUAGCUUUGGGCAUGGUUUGUUUACAUGCAACAAUGAAACCGAUAGCGGCAAAAUAUUUUAAACUUGCAGCCACGAAGAGAGGUGAACAAGAGAUCAGAAAUCUGCUUCGAGCAAGUCAUGCCUGUUUAUUAGGUAAGAUUCUGUAAUUCUAUUAAAUUCUCUCGACACUUUUACUGUAAAGCGAUGAAUGAGAAGGGUACGUGUUUGGUUUAUUGACAUAUGUUGAUAUCAAUAUACUUCCCUUAUUUUAAUUUUAGGAACACUUGACAAAAGUGGACGUCAAGUUAUAUUGGUUCCACAUUAUAAAGGAGAAUCGAGCGAGCUUUCGGCCGCUUUGAGUUUUAUUACACAGCUUUUUAGGUACAGUAGCAACUGCUUUUAUGUAUAUGAGUUUAUAAAUAAUAUAUACGUGGACAUGAAUAUGUAAUGGUUUCUUCUGUGCAGAAGUAAAGGGCUUUCUGGCAAGUAAUCUGUGGUAUAUAUAUAACCUAAACCUAUUCUAUAGUUCUUACGGGGUUUUUUAAGCCUCUUUGUUUCAUGGGAAAAUGAGCAAUUUGGCAGAAUAAAGCUUCUGGUAUAUUAUGAUAAAGGUAUUGAAUUUAUAAACAAUAGUUCUUUUUAAUUGUAGUUUAAUUAUGGCUAAUGAGGCUAAUGAUUUAAAAUUAGUUGGAUAUUUUUUGUGUGAUAUAAACAAUGCAAAAUUAAUGGUUAGUCAUUGCUGUGUCUAUAAUUAUCUUGAGCCUUCUUGAAAAGAAAAUCGACUUCAUCCUAUUGUGGGAUACUAAAACUUGUAAACAAACAAGCAGUACGUAAGAUGCAAGAACACAUCAAUUGGCUUGUUCGACCCACCUUGUAGCAAACUUGACCCAUAUUAUAUGUUCCAUAAUAUUCCCUGAGUAAUAACUGACAAUCUUGUGUAUGGGGGUAGAGAAGGUCGACCGUAUUUGUUCCAAGUUUUCACUUGUAGGAUUUUUUUUACAAUUAUAGUGAAGAUGUUCAAAAGAAAGGCUUCACCAUUAUUGUUGAUGCAAGAAGUGAAAAGUGGACUAAUUUCAAGUCUAUUUUACAAGUCAUUAAAGUAGGAUAGUUUAUUGUUGUUUUAAAAAUGCCUGAAUCAUCACCAUAUAAUAUCACCACUGUUGUUGCCAACAUCAUCAUCAUCACCAUGAUUAUCAUGACUGUAUCACCAUUAUCGUAUAAUAAUGACCAUUAAGUGACCAACAUCACAAUUAACCAACCAUCAUUGCCAGCAUUAUCUUCACCAUCCGAUCAUCAUUUUCAUUGCCGUCAUCAGCAAUAUCUCCAUAAUCAUCACCUGAUCACAACCACCAUCACCACCGGCACCCAUCUUUACCACCUACCAUCUUCACCACCAUUCCCAUCUUCACCACCAUUCCCACUCCCAAGCAACUACCACAAUUUAGCACCAAUGCAACAUCAUCACCAUUGCAACAUCAUCACCAUUGUUGCUACCGCUAUCACUUGGUAUCAUCACUAUACCAUGAUCAUAAUAAUUGUCACCACCAUUACCUUCAUGCUUUAGUAUAUUGUAUCCCUAAUAGUAACAAAUCAUACAAAGUCAACCAUCUUACAAAAGUCAACCAAAAUCUACAUUACCCACUCACUCACUCAUCAGUACUAUAUACAUUCUCCGAUCUUGUUGCCUUUUAUAGGAAACAUUGUCAUAUCAUGUUGCUGCCGUGUUAAUUCUGAGGCCUGAUGCAUUCUGGGAAAGAAGAAAGAGCGGUCGAUUCAGCAAGCAUGAUCUCACAGCCUAUCCAUUUGAUGUUAGUGUAUUAUGUGAAAUUAUUAUAGAUCUUAGAAAUAGAACUUUUCUGUGGUUAAAUAAUUAGGUUCGCUGUAGGUUGUCUUUUACUGAAAUGAUAUCUCAAGUGUGGGGGGUCCAGAAUAAGAGUAAGCUGCUUGUGGUUUGUGUCUAGAUUGUCAAAAAAUUUCAAGUACAGCAGUCCAAUGUGGGUAGUAUUUUACAAAGUAAAGCUGCUGCUAUAUGUGUCAGCUUAUUGAAGAAUGUUACCUACACUGGACCUCCACAUAAGAUAUAUCUUUUUCAGGUUAGUUCAGACACGAACCACAGCAGGUUAAAAUCUAGAAAACUGCAUACACUGAACAUGUUUAUAUUCAUUUGUAAACUGUGCCUGUUUUUAUUCUACAUCUUUACGUACAGACUAUACUGCUGUCAUCCCUGGCAAAACUUGAACAAUAUGUGGACAAGAGUCAACUCCCUGAAAACUUUGGAGGAACAUAUAACUUUAAUCCUCAGUCAUGGAUUGAUAGAAGGAUUGUAAGUUUAUUGUUUAAAACUGUCAUGGUCCAGGGGCAACCAUUCUAAGUUAUCAUUUUACAAUCUUCCUAAAAAUCACCAUCGAUCACCACCACCACUACUAUCACCAUCACCACUACCAUUAUCAUCACCACUACCAUUAUCAUCAUCACUACCAUUAUCACCACUACCAUUAUAAUCACCACUACUAUCACUAUUAUCAUCACCACUAGCUACCAUCAUCAUCACCACUACUAUCACCAUUAUCAUCACCACUACUAUCAACCACUACCAUCACCACCACUACUCUCAACCACUACCAUUAUCACCACCAUGCAUCACCAUUACCAUUACAACCACCAUCAUUCUGGUAUCUGACCUCACAGGAAAUGUUCAUUGUUGCAACUCUAUUAAAACUUGAUGUUAUCACUUUCCAAUCUAUCCAAUGUGUCCAUACGGUCUACCACUUGGUCGUUUUCCAUCUUCCUUUCCAUUGCCCAUCCAGUGAUAUGAUGCAGUUCUUCUCUUCCAACUUGCCCUAAUCAACCCUUGUUCCUCGAUCUUGAAUCCCCAGUUGACAAACCCAUCUUUUUGUAUAGCUUCAUCCUUCUCCUUUCUUGUUGUGUAGUCUCGACUAUCACUCUUAGAUGUCUUAUUUCCACCACUUCCAAUGGAUGGUUUCAGCUAUAGACAAAAUUUCGAUCUACACAAGAAGAACGAAAUCCAUUUCCAUAGCUGGAAAGAGCAUCUUAAAAUGAGUAAAAUUGCAAAGUUUGGUUGCAAAAUGUUGUAAAAUGAGGAAAAUAUAGCCCUGUGAAGUUCGCAAAUUUUGUAUAUAUUUGCAUUACGCGCGGGAAAAAUAACCAUUUUUGAGCUGAAAGUAGUUAUUUUCACCGCGUGUAAUACAAAUAUAUACAAAAUUUGCGAACUUCAUAGGGCUAUAAUUAUUUUCUUCGUUUUACAACAUUUCGCAACCAAACUUUGCAGUUUUACUCAUUCAAAGAUGCUCUUUCUAGCUGCAUGUGGUGUUGGAUUUCGUUUUUCUUGCCUAGAUCAAAAUUUAGGCCCAAGGGUGGGUUGACUACAAAAUUUUUGUAGUUCGCUAUAACUACAGCUACUUCAAAAAUAAGUAGUCAGCUACAACUACUGCUACUUUUGAACAAAGGUAGUUCGCUACUGACUACAGCUACUGCUUAAAAAAUGUAGCGAACUAUUUCGCUAUUUCGCUACACUAUAUUUUUUAGUUUUACUAUAUUUGGAGCAUCUACUAACUCAGGCUGUAAUGUAAUCUAUAACAAAUCGACAAACAGCCAACAGUAAACACAAAGCAACAUUUUUGUAAGCACUACAGUGUUCAGGAGUGCAAAUUGACUAUUGAGUAUUGAUUUUAAGCAAACUGUGUUUCAAUAUCAUGGCGCUAUUCUAUCAGGUUGCUAACAAUCUUAAAAAGUAGCGAAUAGCGAUUCGUUGUUUGAAAAGUAGUCAACUACUUGGCUACUUUUAGGCAACAUGUAGUUCGCUAUAACUACAACUACUGUUUUAAAAAAGUAGUCAAAAACUACUGGCUGCUUGAAAAUUGUAGUUCGCUACAGUAACGAACUACAACUACUUCGCUACAACCCACCCUUGAAUUUAGCCUAUAGCUGGAAUCACCCAUUUCUUGACCAGUCGUUUCACCACCGGCCAAAUCCUAAUUUUUAAUUGUAUGAAUUUUUCCAAUCUCCUCAGGAGAUCGAUAAAUUGCUCGAAUCUAUUCCAAACAUUGAAGAAACUCUGAAUGGGCUAAUACAGCAGAUGGAGGCUGAGGAAGAGACACCUAUCGACCCUGACCAACUUGAGGAACAACAAUCUGAAUUUGAGUCGAAAAUGAACAACGUCGCAGAAAUCUUACAAAAAGGCAGUCAACUGCUUGAAGAGAUACGGAAUGAUAGUUCUGAAGAGUUACAAGAUGUCUGUCUGUUGGAUGAAAGGCUGGCCAGGUUGCAGGAUGAGUAUCGUCACGUUGUAGACCAGUGGGAAAAAAACAAUGAAUCACGACUCAUGGAUGAAAGUAUCGCGAGCUUCAAACACGAUUCGAAACUGGUGAGAAUAACGAACAGAUCAUUUUCAUAUACUAUACAACACUAUCACAAUAUUUAUACUGGAUAGCUCAAUCAGUUUUAAACUGUUCUCCUUAGAAGUCUAGUGAGGGUUAUCCUUAUCCAGUGUUGCUACAAACGAAACCAAAUUACUUCGAAAAUAUCUAGAUGUCAUACUGGAAACACAUCUCAUAUGAUCUUCUCAUAUGCACCUGAUGUGUAAUUAUCUCUCACCUCCGCAGAGGUUAUUUAUUCUAUUUAUAAUGUUCUUCGGUUCUCUUCGGAUUGUUCUCGGAGUUAAUCGCGAUACGGCGCUGGACAAAACUAACGCCCUAUCGCGAUUAACUCCGAGAACUAUCCGAAGAGAACCGAAGAACAUUAUAAAUAGAAUAAAUAACCUCUGCGGAGGAGAGAAUGUAAUUAUAAUCAGAAAACUGUUUAUUUGAUGGAUAUUGUAGAUGGAAAUUGUCGAGUGGAAAUUUAUAUACAUUUAUUAGACCUAACCAGGAACAGAAGAGAAAAAUGCAACUUUAGGUCCCAGGCAGGAAUUGAACCUGCGGGCUAUUCGGAGAGGUGAAAGAUUUAACUGUAUUUUUACACUAACCACUAGUGGUACAAGCAAUCAUGCCUGUUGGUUUUAUUGCUGUGGAGAUAGCCAAUCUUCAAGUGGAAUUUAGUCUAUCCUGUAAUUUACCUUCAGACGUAGAUAUCUGGCUCCACGUGAUUUUUGGAGUUACUCCAUGUUUAGAUACUCAGUAACUACAGGUGUAGACAACCUCGUACCCAGGAUCUUUCUUUGGGAAAGACCCUGGCUGCGGCUGGUCACGUGCUUCAUCAAAAAUUUAGCGCCUGAGGGGGUGUGGGGAAAGUAUCAAAUUACAUCAACAUGCUUCCAGUGGGAUAUUCGUUAAAAACAUAGAUUUUGCGAAUUAUUACGUUCAAAAUACUUGCUAAUUUUUGUUUAUUUUCUUUGCUUUGAAUUUACAAGAACAUUGUUACAUUCUUACUUACAGUCAAGACUGUCAAGUCAAGAAACCAAGCAAAUCGUUACUCGCAGUGCCCUCUCGUGUUGUUAUUCAAUGCAUGCUCUCUUCACACGCGAGAGCGGUUAUAACAAACGUUUGUUGUAAUGUUUUUAAAAUAGGCCAUUACAUUUGUCUUUUUUCUUGUAAACGUUGAUACGCUUUGCACCGAUUCACUUGUUACUACGCGUCAUGUUUAUAAGAUUUUUAAAAGAAACAGUUUGUCUAGGACUGGCCCAAAUAUUAGCAAAUGUAAACAUUUGAUAAUAGCCGAACAGAGAAAUGUCCAUAAGCAUAGAGGAAAUUUCAGUCAUUGAUUUAUCUGGAUUUACUACAUAAAUUCGUAUUCGGUAAUUAUAGUAAGACUUCAGCCUUUUUCUUGGUCUCUAUUAAUCAUUAUAUUGUGCUAAUAUACUAUAAUCUAUAUCACAAAUUUACAGUGUCAGAUGCGCACAGACCGUCAUUUGGCGUCAUACGAAUAGACAUAAAUUUUCGAGUUUUCUACUUCUACUAACAUUUUUAAAGUUUUCAUUGUGAAUCACCUGUUUAUCUCUAAUUCAUUAAUCAUUUGCUACUUAUAUUUAUUUGAUAGUGUCAAUGUCAUAUAGUGAAUAAUACGUUUACACACAAGCAAUCCUGGAUAUGAUAUAGACGAUGCAAGCUGUCCAUUAAAAAAUAACGGUAUUCUAUUUCACAAAGCAAAAAUUUAAAUCUCACUUGUAUAUAUUAAGAAUGCAUAUAAAGCAAAAAAUUAAAGCUUAUUCAUGUCAAAACGAAAGCUGUUUACAAAAUUUAUAAAGGUGGUGAACACUACUAAACAGUGCUCAUUGAAAGACAUGUAUAAUAUAGUGACAUAUAAUUUGCCGUUUGACUUAUCUUUGGUGUAUGAUUUUAAUACCGUAGAUUUUCAACAGACAGCUAUACUUUGACAUAUACCAUGAUCGUUGGAUUCAGCAAUGCCAAGGGCCAAUUUUAUAGUCUUUUGACGGGCUUUAAGUUUUUUGAUAAGGCCUUUAUAUAGAUCAACAAUCUGGAUACAGUUGGCGAUAUUUCGGAAAUCAAAAGAUCUCGCUAUUUCGUUGCAAUUCCACAUCUCAUCAAUAAAUAAAUUCUUUUGGUCCGAGUAUCAGGAUAAACUUUAAUACUAAAUAAAUAACAACCACACUGUUCGGUCUAGAGAUAUAUAUUUUCUUGUAGGUUUAAUCACAGUUUAAUAUUGCCACGCUACACAAGCGGCAAGCGUGCUUUCUUUGGCAAGUCUGUAAUGAAAUCUGAUCCAACUUGCUUGAAUUGUAACUCGACACCAGAUUAUAGAGUAGAACGUCACGAUAUAAAUAUUAAUUCAAGAGUUCUCUUUACGAUAUCUUGUCGCAAAUUUACAGUACGUAAAUUUCAUCACCCAAAGUUGCAAUUUUAAAACGCUACAAACACGCUCCUUUCCCACCCCUCUCACAGUUACAAUUAAAUUUACCUCCCAGAAUCUGGGAGGCACGUGACCAGCCGCAGCCAGGGUCUCUCCCAGAUGACAGACGGAGAGACCCUGGGAACGAGGUUGAGGUGUAGAUACAGUACCUAACUGCAAACGAUUUUGGGAGUCAUUAACCUGCAACUGUAGGUUUAGAAAAAUAACUCCACUGCCUUCACAUCAUAGGCGGUGGAAAAAUUAUUUGGUUGGUUGGGGGCGGGAUUAAAGAAACUCUAGGGGUCCAGGUGCGUGUAGAAAUAUAGACUCUCUGAAAUGUCAUUUCUUGCGUUCUCAGGAAGAUUUGACACGCAGAAACCUCAAUUUAACCUUCAACAACAACUGUUUCAAACCACAUAACGGGGAAUUGUGAAUAUAUAAUAUAUAAUAAACCCUUUUUCUACUCUUUCUGGUACCUACAGUAUGCUUCACAUGAUUUUUGUAGUUCUGUAAUUGACCUGUAGCUCCUUAAUUCAAUUAAGUUUGAAAAUUUUGAGUAUGGCUACCUAAUUUCUGGAACCAUACAACCAACUCCCAAAAUUAAGCACGCUGUACAAUUAAAGGGACAUUUUCUCUUAGGUCACAGAGUGGUUAUGCGGUCCAGGAGAAGCGUAUCUUCUGAAAAAUACUAAACUUGGCAAUUCUCUGACAAGUGCAGAGGCUCUGAUUAAAAAACAUGAAGAAUUUGAAGCACAAACGAAGGACAUCAUCAGUUCAUUUGCGACAGCUCGUGCGAAAGCUAAAGACCUUCUGCAGUCCCAACAUCCCAAAUCUGCUGACAUCCAGGAACAAAAAACAACCAUGGACAAAUAUUGCCGAAACUUUGCUUUCAGAAUGGAAAGACGGCAGUUUCUGUUAAUGUCCUCGAUCAAUUUUCACCACUGGACGCAAGUUGUAAGUUUCUAAGGAGUAUUUAUUAAUUUGGUAUUUUUCAGGCGCUUUCAGACACAAACCAUGAUAGCUUAUUGUAGAAUACUAUAUACCUACACUGGACGACCACAUUUGAGAUAUCUUUUUCAGGCAGUUCAGACACAAAUGAGAUAUCUUUUUCAGGCAGUUUAGACACAAACCACAACAGCUUAUUGUAGAAUACCACCUACACUGGACUAUCACAUUUGAGAUAUCAUUUUUAUGCAAUUCAGACACAAACCAUGGUAGCUUAUUGUAGAAUACUGCCGACACUGGACCACCAUUUUUGAGAAAUCUUUUUCAGGUAGUUUAGACAAAAACCAUGGCAGCUUAUUGUAUAAUACUACCUACAGUGGACAUCACGUUUGCGAUAUAUUUUAAGGCAGUUCAGACACAAUACCUACACUGGACCCCCACGUUUGAGAUAUAUUUUUCAGGUAGUUCAGACAGACUGAGAAGCUUAUACAUUAUGCUUUUCUUUCCCAGGCGUCUCGACAUUUGGAUGAUUUACUGAGUGUGUUAUGUACUGAUGUUGAUGAUAAGCUGGAGGAAGAGGCGACGUUGAAUAUGCUUGAAAAUAUUAAUAUUCACACAAAAGGUUUGUGAAGACACACAAGCGCACCCAUCAGUCACUCAACAAGUCCACAAGUUGCACAUUGGUUUGUGCACGUGUCCCGCGUCUGUUACCUAGGUUCAAUUCCUGUGAUCGUUAUAAUUUCGUUUUCAGUUGGGUGCAGGGUCGGCCUCCUCCGCAGGUAUCUCUGUAACAUCGGUACGGGUUCCUCCUGUAUAGUGUGCGGGCGGGUUACGCGGGCCAUCCGAGUUGCAGAGUUGCCUGUGGAAGAGGCUAGGUGCAGGGAUGGUUCCAGCCUGAUCUGGUAGGGAGUGGGGGAGUGGGUGUGGUCAUCUUUUGUCAUGGUUCAGGGUGCGACUUUUCACCAAUACACCCUUUAGAUAAUUGCGUCAUUUGGCCUGGGAGCGUCGCUCUCAUGAAUCAUGAGGCAAUCACGUUGCGUAAUUUACUGAUGAGAGCGAGGCUCCAGGACCAAAAAGUAUGUGUGACGUAAUUAUCGAAGGGGUGUAUUGCAUAAUCACUAGAGAGAGCUACGCAGCAAGGGAGUGAUGACGAGGAAGUUUAAGAUCCUCCGAAAGUUUAAAUUUUUAGAAAUAAAGCUUGUUUAGGUUGUGUUUCGUCCUGUAGUAACACUGUACCACGAACGAACGAACGGCUUUACUGAGCCUUUAGGAAGAAAUGCCGAGAACUGGUAGAGCUUUCCAGUGUAAAAAUAGUUGGUGUAAUUUAAGUUUUUUUCUAUGGUAACACUGAAUCAAUAAGGGAUGACCAUUACUGGACCUCUAGGGAUAACAGUUUUGACUAAUAGAGCUAUCCAGUAUAAAAAAGUUAGUUUAGUUUAGUUUAGUCAGAACGAGAAGAAAGAUGGUUCACCUGAGCUUUUAAUAUUCCCAUUUUGUUUUCCAAACAGGCAUAGCAGAAGCGACGGAGGCAACGCUUCACGAUGGCUACGCAAUCUUGGAAGCACUCAAGACGCCACUGACCGAUGUAUAUGGGAAAGAGGUGGACUACGAGUGUGGUUCUAUUGCUGGUCAUAUCAGAAAUACCAUUGACGAUCUGGUCGGGAGAAAGAAAAGAAAUGAUGAACUUUGUGACGUGAGAAAGUUGAAACUCCAGCAGAUAUUACAACUGAGAUCAUGCGAGAGAGACACGGAUCAGGUAGGGGUCUUAUUUUAUCAUGAACUGUCUUUACCAGUGUAGGUACAGUGCCAUUAAAAUGAACAAGCUUUCGUUGGUUGCAACUACAUGAAAAUAUAGAAGGAGAAUUUCGACGUUUCGAGCGAAGCCCCUUCGUCUGGAGUUACUUGAAGGGCCUUCGCUCGAAACGUCGAAAUUCUUAUAUAUUUUCAGGUAGUUGUAUCCCUACCAACGAAAGCUUGUUCGUCUUAUUUUAUCAGUACUUUGGGCAUCCCGCUCUUGGAGAUUUUGAGAGGAAGUUUAUAGUAGAAAAGAACUUGUGGUUAAUGCUUAUCAACUGGACUCUGUAGCAGUGUGGAUUAUAACGUUUUUGCUUAGGUCUGACAAAUGUCCGAUCCGGCAAGACUGUUGCUCGGACAUUGGCAAAGAAUGGUCGGUCAACUAUUUCAACCAUUUUUACGAAAAAAUAAAACCUCUUUUUGUAAGUAGUAAGUAUUGGAAACGCUAUAGACUUACUAUCGAGAUUCGGUCACUUGAGAGAGUACUUGCUAAAAGAGAAUAGCUCAAUGACAAUGUUUCCUCUGAAUGCUUUUUUCAAUUUUCAUCCAAAUAUUUAUUGAUUGCAUGGUACAAUAGGUAUAGUAUGCUUUUCAAACAGUACUUUUUAUAUAAGCUACCUUCAAUUGAAAUAAACAUUGUCUAUUUUAUUUGAUCGGUCAAAAUGUCCGUGCAGAAUGAAAUUGAUCGGCCAUUCGGUGUUUUUGUUUGGCAAAUAGCCGAUUGCCGACCGUUAUAAUCUACACUGCUCUGUAGCUCGGUUAGAGCGCUGCACUGGAAUCGGUAUGUAGUUGCAUUUUUUGCAUCUUCUUCUGGUUCGGUUUGAAAAUUGUAAUAAUCGUCCUUCGACUGUCGUGUUUUAUAGCCAGUAUAGCUUAAAACUCAGGCCUUCAUUUUAAGUUCAAUUUUAAUUUUUUUUUUAUACUGCUUUGGUAAUCAUAGGGAAGUUUUGCAACUCAGCUGAAGGUGUCUAAUAAAGUGUCUAUUUAUAUUCCAGGCGAUUACUUGGUUAAAGGAGUUAUGUGGCGUCAUGAUUGCGUCAAACACCAACGUAGGCAGAACUUACGAAGAAGCGGGCAGAAUGAAAACUGACCAUGAGAAAUUUCAAAGCACAGCAAAGGUUUGAGAACGAUAUGUUUUUUCUAACGACGUUUUUCGAGGUGCUGGUGACACAAUGCUUAGUGCAUGUAGCUUUCACUUCGAUCUACCCCCGCGGUUUGUAUUCCUUGAGCCGGUUGUACGAAGGCUGGAUAGCGCUAUGCACCGGAUUGCGAUUUUUUGAAGCCUUCUAAAACUGGCCGGUUUUUGUAUAACCUAGAUUAAGUCAUAGUAUUAAUAAAUUGGAGUUUCUUUAAUCAUUUUGGGCUCUAUAUCAGUAGUUUUAUAACUGGGGCCUUAGUCACUCUCCUAGUGCACGGCGCUAUUGUAGACACGAACAGUUAACAGUGAAAUACGGUCAACUUUCAUGUCUAAGAAAGAUGCCUUUUUUCUCAAGGGAACAUAUGACUACGGAGAACAAGUUGUCCAAGCGGCCUUGGUUCUUCGACGUUCUUGUCGUUUUGUGCUAACUCCAGUUCAUGAGCGAGAAGAGAUGUUGGCGAAGGUCUGGGAACGAGUUGCAGAUAUGAUCAUCGAACGUGGCAAGAGACUUGAGGCAGCUGUGGAGUUUUAUAAGAACUCUGAAAAGGUAAUAUUUUAAUAUCCAAUUACAUAAUAUUUUUACUUGUAAACUAUAUAUAGCAUACACUUGAUACUUUAUUCCCAUACUAUGCAAUUCCAAAGCAACUCAACAGACAAUUGCCAUUAUAGACUAAUUUUUUAUCUUGGCAAAAAAGUAUAUUACCGGAAAGAGCAUACUAAAAUGAGUAAAAUUGCAAAGUUUGGUUGCGAAAUGUUGUAAAACGCGGAAAAUAUACUAUAACCUUGCAAAGUUCGCCAAUUUUGUAUACUUUUGUAUUGCGUGCGGAAAUUGCUACCACAUUUGGGCCGAUACAAAAUUUUCAAACUUUGCAAGGCUAUAUUUUCCGUAUUUUACAACAUUUCGCAACUAAACUUUGCAAUUUUACUCAUUUCAGUACGCUCUUUCUAGCUGUGGUGAUUUAUUUGCAUCUCCUUGCCUAGUUUUAAAAUUAGCCUGUAAUGGGAAUUGUCUAUUGUUACUGCUGUUUUGGAAAUUAAUGAUUAAAACUUAAAUCCUGUUUUCAGUUCUUGGGUGAAGUCGACGAGUUGGCGAUGUCGUAUGUCCAGGAAGGCACUCUUUCCCAUCUCUCAAAAGAACAAAUCAAAACAGAACUGAUCAUACACUCGGACAUCAGGGAACGCGUGAUCAAAGAUUGCCAAGACACCGUGACGUUUGGUGAAAAUUUCUUGAAGUGGCUCGUAUUGCCGCUGACUGGGAAUGAUGACACCACUGUGGGCUCAGAUGAUUCUUCCACUUGUGCACCUGUGGCUGAAUGUCUGGCUGAAGUGAAGGAAAGGAAAGUGGAAUGGGAGGAAAUGUGGAAUGAACGGUUGAACAAGUUACAAAAGUUGGCUGACGGUGGAGCUCAAGCUGAACAUAGCACAUCCGAGGUAAAUCGAAAAUUUAGUUGAUGCGCCUGGCACCUUUAAUAACACUUUAUUUAUUGAGGAUAAACAGAUAAAAGUUACAACCCAAGUUUUUUCCAAUCUGGUCCUCCUAAACUCUAUAGACACAACAACAAUAAAACAUGACUAUGUUCAGUACUUCCUAGGAGUAUGAACAAACGAAAUCAUGGGUAUAAUGUAAAGUAUUAACCAGUACUACAAUUCAGUUGUUCAUACCUCGAGAAAGCCCCAAUUUUCUAAUUAGGCAAUAAAUGUUUAAGUUAAAUUAAAUUAUAUUUACAGAAUAAUAUGUCGAAAUACGUUGACAUACUACUCACCAAGUGUCUAACGUGACAUUAUAAACAUGACAGUAUUUGGCACUUUCUCCAUGUACGAACAACCGAAAGUUAGACUUAGGUUCAAUGCACCUUUGCAACUUAGGUUCAAUUCCUGCGAUGUACAGUUGUCUGAUUAUAAUUUUCGUCCUCGGCAGAAAAUUACUCACGAAUAACAGUAACAUUGGACAAAAAAGGGGUGGCCCUUACUCGACCAGCCGAGAAAACAAUUUUGAGCUGAUCGAGUCAAUGCAGUACAAAUAAAGUUAGGUUAGUUUAGGUUUCCUUCUGGGGCCGGCUGUUCAAAGCUGGAUUAGCACUAACCGGCCUCGGUUACUGUCGAUGCAAUGGAAGUGUUGAUAAAAUAUUGCAUGAAUUCAUUUCCUCAAGUUGAUCAAUUCAUACGAAUUCAAAUUUCUUUUUACUUCCAGUGCGUCUCCUAUUGGUCAAUCGGUUCUGAAACGAAAUCUAAUUGGCUCAUCUAAAAGUAACAGGAAGUUGAUCAAUUUUCUAUCAAAUGAAUUGAUCAACUUGAGGAAAGGAAUAGACCUUUCCCCUUUUAAAUGAAAUUUUGAUCUAGACAAGUCUGGACAAAAAUUUCAUCACAGCUGAAAGAGCAUCACAAAAUUAGUAAUAUUCCGAAGUUUCGUUGCAAAAUGUUGUAAAAUGCGGAUAAUAUAGCUUUGCGAAGUUUGCCGAUUUUCAGUCAUUUUGUAUUACAAAUGGGAAAUUGAUAAUCAGAUGAUCAAACUGAUUAUCAAUUUCCCGUUUGUAAUACCAAAUGACUUGAAAAACAGUAAACUUCGCAAGGCUAUAUUAUACGUAUUUUACAACAUUUCGCAACGAAACUUCGCAAUAUUACUAAUUUUGUGAUGCUCUUUCAAGCUGUGAUGAAAUUUUUGUCCAGACUUGUCUAGAUCAAAAUUUCACUUAAAAGGGGAAAGGUCUAUUGGUGCAAUAUUUUAUCAAUCGACAGUAAAAUAUAACCUGCUGAUUUAGUUUAUGUAUUUCUGCACAUCUGGGGCCCGUUGUUCCGAAAGGUGGAUUAGCACUAACUCUGGGUUAAAAUUUAACAUGCUGUUUUAGUUUGUGUAUUUCUGCACGUCUGUUUAUUUCAAAACUUCAGAGAAGUAAACUCCUAUCAAUCCAGACAAGAUCUCUGAAGAAAUAUCCCCAAAUUUAUAGACAAGCUGUCAGGAAGUUUGCUUGGAAUUUUAGGUUAACCUAGGGUUAAACUAACCCAGCUUUGAACAACCGGGCCCCUGGUGUUUUCAAAACUUCACAGAAGAAAAUUGAUGCAGACAAAUUUCUGAAGAAAUAUUUCCAAAUUUAUAAACAAGCUGUUGGGACAUUUGCUUGGAAUUUUAGAUUAACCUUGGCUUAAGCUCAGGGACGUCGCGAAGCCAUCAACAUUGGGGGGGGUUUCGACCAACAUUUCAAGGAAUCGACCAAGUCAUACAAAUGUUCCCGAAAAUGCCAGGGGGGAAGGAGGGGGUAGGAGGUAAAAAUAAUUUUCGGGACUAAUAUAAGCAUACGUAGUAAAAAAAAUUUUCUGGACUAACAUAAACAUACUCAAAAAAAAUUUUCCGGACUAACAUAAGCGUAUUCAAAAUUUUUCGACCAAGAUAAGCAAGGCUUGCAAUGUUUUCACCGCAAACAUAAAAGCUUUAAAAUUGUUGAAAUUGCAAACUAUUUCAUAACUUUGACCUACUUCGAACAUCUUUUAUCCCAAACUUUUACCAAAUUUUUCCGAGUUUUGCCUUCAAUUUUACUGCAUAUAUCAGUUUCAUUUUGACCAACUUUGGGCAAAUAUCAGUUCCAUUUUGACCAACUUUGACCAACGUUUAAAUUAUUGGGGGUGUUACUCCCCCCCCCCCACCACCACCACCCACCUCCCUGUAGCGACGUCCCUGCUUAAGCUAAUCAGCUUUCAAGCAACUGGACCCAGUUGUAACACUGGACCAUUAUAUGACGUUUACUGAACUUGUAGGAGAACAAUUUUGAGCUGAUCAAUUUAUCCAGUGAAAAUAAAGUUACUUUAAUAAGGAUUUCCUUCUGUAGUAACAUUUUAAACUGACCAAUAUAAAGGAUAGCCCUUGCCGUCAACGUUAUUAACAGAGCUGAUCGAAUUAUAAAGUGAAAAUAAAGUUAGUACUAGUUUUGUUUAGGUUUCCUUCUGCAGUAAUACUACACCGAUAUAAGGUAAUGGCCCUUACUGGAAUUCAAUGGAGAACAGCUAACCGUUAGAACUGAUUGAGUUAUCAUUGAGAAUUGUAAAAAUAGAAAAUAAUCAGUGACAGUGUAAAAAUAGAAAAAGCUAUCAAAUUGCUGCAUCAAUCCCGAACACUUAUUGUUGAACACUCAGCUGCCGUGAAAUCCCACAUUUGACAUAAAUUUUUUUAAGGCUGAUUUUUUAUCUGUCUAGAUUGUGCAGUGGAUCAAAGACAUUAAUUGUGAAGUUGGAUUAAGUUUGUUUAAUAUCGGUGAAAACCUGGACGAGGCUCAGACGCUCUCGUACCAAUGUUCUAUGGUAGAAAGAGCUGUGAUGGUAAGUAAGAUGUACGGUUGCGGACUAAGGAGGGGAGGGGUGGGGCCUUUACAUGAUACUGUGUAACAAAAUUGUUAGGUCUAUCUUUUGAAACGUCGCGCUUAUCAUGUUCUGCACUAAAUAUUUCGGCGAGUAAUCGCCGUUGAACUGAUGUCCUACUCAGAUUCUCAGAAGUCAUACUCUGCAAGCCGGGUUUACACUUUCACAGUAGGAAUUUUGCAUACAGUAGGUAAAAUCUAGUUGCGAAGGAUUUGUAAGAAGUGUUUGAGGAAACUGACUUUAGUAUUAAACACGGAGUCGAUUCCCUCAAACAUUUCUUACAAAUCCUUCAAAACUAAGAAUUUACCUAUGCAAAAUUCACACUGUGAUCACAGAAACUUUACCCAUCUAUUACACACUGACAUAAAUUAGCACAUCUAUUGAGUGGGAUUGCCUUUCUUUUAACGAAUUCUGGCUUGCCACCUUAAGCAAUGACUCAAGACCUUGCUUAGGCUCUGUCACUAAUAUUGAUUUUGUGGUGAAUCACUUUCUUGGAAUUGAUUUAUUCUAAAAAAGUAUACGAUUUUAUAAAGCGAUCUUCACAGUUAACGAUCUUUCCUUUUGUACUGUUAAAAUGUGAUCUGCGUCGAAUGUCCCGUGUUGAAAAUUUCUAAUCCACAAAUAACUGAGUUUUAUAAUUACUACGAGCUAUCUUUAAGCGAUGAUGUUGAGGUGUUGACGUAACGUGGAGUUUGGAAUGUUGAUGUGUUAGCCACUGUAGGGCUGUCGUGUUUCAUUUAGCCCCAAACUGUGACAUAAUGCUAUCAUAUAUGUAGCCACGUUCCUUCAAUAACAGUAUACCCUGCUCGUGAUCCAGCUUCACUUGCGGUCCACGCGUAACCUGUAUCCUCUACUACUCCGUUGUCAAUCCACUUUCACACUUGCUGUUAAUAGCCAUAAUUAUAUACGAGGGCGUCGUUCCGGGUCAGUUGAUGUCAGCGAUGGUAUGCUAAGCACUUUGGAAGGGUUUGUAUUGACUACAAACGCCUAGGCAUUGGAUUUCGCUCGAUAUCUGUUGCUUGUUGCGGCGACGUAUUGAUAACACGAUCAACCGCGUAAAACUUUUGAGGAGAAUUGCCAACGGAUGUUUGGACCUUAGCGGACGUCUUUGGUAAGUACGUACAGACUGGCAGAUUUUCCGCGUCACUUGGCCUAUAAAGGUAUAAACUGUCUUUAAGUGUGCUGUAUCUAUACUCAUCCUGUAAGUCUUGUAACCCACUCGAGCGAUAGUAAUCAUUUCCCGGACUCGUUCUUAUAUUACUAACUCAGAAUAUAGGAGUAUAAUUGAAAUUGUAUAGCUAGCUUUGUUGGACAGUGUGAGAAUCGUUUAUACUAUGGUCUACGGUUAUACUACAGUCGGCAAAUGUCCAAUGAAACUUGUUGAGCAAUUUCAAGCGUAGAGAUUUACAUUCGAAUGCUAAACUGGUCCGGUUCGAGCGGAGAUGGAAUUCAUUAAUCAACUAUAAUCCAAGCAAAAAUAUUUAUGGGCGACAGUUGUGUUCAUUAAUAUUUUGAAAUCAUAACGACUCCAUGUGGCAUGACGUAUGUGAAAUCUUUCUCGUUAAACAGUCUGGCGUUUCGUCUUCGUAAAAUUGUCGGUCGGUAGUCAGACUUCUUUAGCUUCGCAUCAUCCAGAAUAAAUGUGAAUGAUAGCUUCAAGUUUCGCCAAUGAGAGGGCUAGUUUGAUUUACUUGCUUACUGUUUCGUACUGUCCGCAUUAUCCAUCUUUUCUUCUCGCAUUUCAGCCUGUUUUACCUUAAAAAAUAUUGGAUAUACGUUUAGAUAAAUAUGUCAAUUCUUGUAAAAAAAAAUUUGGCAUUGAACUUGUGAGACCAUUGCAUUUUAUUUUCCUAAUUUAUAUGUUUAAUUUAUGUUCUGUAUAAAUAUAUUUGUAUUUUAAGCUUUGCAAAUCCUUCUAUAUGAGGUCGUUAUGACUAGAUUUCUGUCAUUAGGACUCAUUUAAUGCAUACUGCAUAAUGAUUGUUUGAGUGUUUGUUCUCGCUAAACGAAACAAACAUUCACUAUAUAACUUGCUUGGAAGGUCAGACAGAUUAGCCCUGCCUUACUUCACGUCUGCGGGAUAGUUUACGCGUUUUAAAUUGUUACAAACACCAGCCGCAUAGAGCAUUCUGCUCGUUCAUUUAUUCACAAUGCCAGUUUACCCUGUGUAUAAGCAAAUCUAAUGUCGAUAAAAGAUAGCGCAAACACUUUUGGAAUAAAAACGCAAUUAUCGAUUUUCAAUGUUUAUUGAACGACGAAAUUUCGUUUGUAUUUUUACCUUUUAUGUUCAUUGUUGUUCACCCUGCAGGAGACGCGCUAAACAAAUUUGGGAUGUUAUUUUAUCGGUUUUAUAAAAAAUAAUACUGUUAAACGCAUGUUGCCCAUUGAGUCCUCGAGUAAUAAACGGUUUAGUUUAUGCUUGGGCUAAGUGAAGGAGGGUUAGUACUGUCGCGAUGAGUUGGAAUUAGGCCAGCGUGUUUUAUUGUAGUGCAUAACAGUCGGGGUAUAUUCUUCAAAAUGUUAGGGGUCAAUAGGUCGUCUUUCUGUCGAAGCGUCGCCCGAUUAUUGUGAUUUCGUCUAUAAUCUGUGCGGUUGAGCACCGUUGGUUGUUUCUUUUGUACCCAUUACAAAUGUUCGUAUCACUUUUUCUUGGUUUCCGCUCUUCUUAACAAGCAAUGUUGGUUUAGUUAGGUUCUGGUUAAUAUCCUUACCUAGCAGCAGAUUUUAUUGCCAACAUGUUUGUCAUAUGUUGUCACAGUGGGGACUAUUCAAUCAAUGCUGUCUGAAAUCGCUGUUUAUUUUCCAUUUGCACACGUCAUUGAGGUAUAGCGCUCAGGAUUAUAUCUGCACAUUGCCUCGAACAGAACCACUUUCCUCGUACAAAAACAAGAACUUUGCUUUGAAAUAACUUGGUUCAGUUCUGAGCUCUUAUCCUGUAAAUUAAUUUAAAUCGUGUUUAAUUGGUAUGCUUGUUAUGAAGCCAAUUUUGUUUAAUUAUAAACUUGCCCAAAACAAAUUAAUUUCUAAUGUCAGGGCGAUGAGUUUCUUUUUUUUUGGCGACUAAUCUUGCCGAUAUAUUUGUUGAAAUACCCAAAGAAUCUGUUAUAUUGUUCGUGUGACUUGUGUUUUCCCUAUUAAGAGCUAACCAAACAUUUAGAAAAUCCGAGUAAACUCUCGAAGAUUUUGAAGACGUAGUUUGGCAAUGACUUUUGACAUGUUUAUUUUGCAUGUCAUUGACAAAGCUUUAAAUUCUAAUAUUAUGUUAAUACUUUUGUAACCGGAUAACGAAGCGCUUAAGUUUUAAUUUAGUUCUCUGUAACGGAAUAGAUACGUGUGGAUUACCUAAUAAAGUAAUCUCGUGCCAAGGAUAUUUUAGUAAAAGUAAAAGUUCAACAUGUUUUACAUUCGCUGUUUUAUUAUUUUAUUAUGGUCGUUGAAGGUUUUGACCCGGACAAAAAUUGCUAGAAAACUGAUACUGUUGCCAUUAACAACGAAAUGUUUCGUGGAAUUAACAUAUGAGGAAUUUUUAUUGGCCAAACUGCCCAAAUUUUGCCUAUAAAACCCUAAUAAGGUAACAAGCAUAAUUGUGUAAGUUUCUCAUAUGUGAAAAUGAACAGUACCGGUGGGAAAAGCAUGAAAGCUGAUCAGGAAAAUGGUAUAGUUUUCCAUUUUUCAAGUAAAACUUAACAAGAUAUGAAGAAUAUAAGGUUGGGCAAAAUAUUGCAAAAAUGUGCUGAGUCAGCCUAAAAUUGUAGGUUGUAGUUAAAACUAUUUCAGUAAUUUUCAGUCAGAAUAAAAGACUAUAUCAUUUUCAUGAUAAGAUUCAUGCUACAUUCAAUGGUACCAUUUAUUGAUAUACGUUUAAGAAAUUUAUGUUUUAUCGUAUAUAUGGGUUUAUAGCUAAAAUUUGGGUGUUGGCCCAAUAAACAAAUUUCUUAGCGGAUUAUAGCUAAUGAUACCUAAAUCGGCUUUAUACGAUUUUUUUGGUCCCUUCAACGACUAUAUUAUUUGACGUCUGAGACUUUCAUGAAGGAGACAUUCACCAUUGCAUGUUUGACUCCAACAAUAUACUGGGAGAGGGCACAGGAAUAUCCUAACGUUAUUCAUGAGAUCUUUAAAACUGCAUCAACCGGAUCAUUUGUAUAGGGUGUACUCGACCGGGAUGUCUUUCUCUUGAUUUCACCGUUCUCCAGGGCUAAACCAACUUAGUUUAUGCCGGAUAGCUUUAUCAGUUCAAAAGAGUCCGCUCUGUACGCUCCCAGUACGCACCUCGAUCGAACCCCAGUUACAAAGGCGGAAAACAACUUUACCUAGGACGGAUUUUGUGAGCUCAGUUGACCCUAAUUUACCCUUAUUCAAGCUUAUGCAGUGUUCGGACAGCUCAAGAUAUAUGAACAACAACAUAUGCGGUCAUGAUAUUUCAAACAUGAGGGUACGAUCUAGGUAGUAUUCGACAAUAGCCUGCCGUGGUUUGUGUGUGAACCACCUGAAAAAAGAUACCUAAAACAUGGUGGUCUAGUGUUGGUAGUAUCCUACAAUAACCUGUUGUGGUUUGUGUCGGAACGACCUGCGACUUAAAACGAAUAUUCUGUGUUGUUUUACAGAAACGAAGUGAACAAGUACAAGAAGCAUUAUCUUUAUUUCGUUCGUUGUCAGACAGCGGGAGUGGACAAGCUUUCUCCAAUGUUGUCAUGGCCGACUCCUUGGACGAGUCGUGGAAAGAUUUAAACAGUCAACUGGAAACACGACGUAUUCUGCUUGAUACUUCAGUUGCGUUUCAUCGCAGCGCCGAAGAGGUAAGGUUAUGACGUAGUAAACUCUGCUUAAACUAACCUUAUGUAUACUGGUUGGCUAUAUAGUUCUAAACUGUUCUCGUUAGAGGUCCUGUAAAGGUUAUCCCUUAUUGAUCCAAACUCCAAAGCCAGAAAGACAAUACCCUUGAAGCAUGCACUUCUUGGCGGCUUAAGGUGAUCACUGUUGUGAACACAUACCUAGUUGUGUUUCCCAAAGGUGGGCGAACCAGGAAAUAUUGUUUCCUAGCCACGUUUCCGAAAGGUGGGCGAACCAGGAAACAUUGUUUCUUAGCUAUGAUUCCUGAAGCUGGGCAACCAAGGGAAAACCUUUUCCUAGCCAUGUUUCUCGACGGUAGCCGGGGAACAUUGUUUCCUAGCCAUAUUUCCUGUUGAUGGGCAAACCAAGAAACAUGUUUCCACACCAAAACCGCCUUUGGGAAAAAAAAACACUUUUCAGAAUUUCUAUGGAAACAUUCUUGCUUCCUUGAGAAUCCAAGUGUAUCCAAGGUUAUUAUAGAUGGGUCCAAGUGUGUCCAAGAUUAUAGAUGGGCUGAAACAAUGUCGUACAAUGCCGUACAUGUAGUGAGCUAAACUAUAUGAAAACGUCUCAUUCUUGCAGUUUUCUGAGAGAAUCCGUGUGGUCGAGGAACAACUUGGACAAACUUUACUUGCCGGAGAUGUCACCGUGUCGAAAUCUCUCAUGCAAGAACACCAGGAGCUGCGACGCAGUUUACUCGAGCUCUCCAUGCAGACGUUAUCCAAAGGACAGUUAUUACUAGAUCGUCUAAGAGAAGCCAGUUCUCAUGCUGAUAUCAACAACAGACAUGCAACGAAAGCCGCUUGCUUUAGCAUUGAGAGGACUUUAGAAACGUUAAGUCACAGACGAAGAAAAUUGGAUGAACUGUGGAAGUCGAGGCGGAAAGCUCUGGAACAAUGUGUUCGAAAAUGUCGAGUACAAGAUGAGACGGAAAAGGUAUAGAAACCAAGCUAGCUGUAUGGUAAACCUUAGUGAAACCCACUUGAACACUCAAGAUGGAAAUUUCGACUCGAAAUUUACCCCAAUCGCAUAAUUUCUUUGCAGCUUUCGUCGUGGUUGAAAAAUGAAGGUGAAGAAUACCUUGGACAGACAAACAACGGAGAUACAGUGGAGUCACUUGAAACACUCUUGAGGCAGCAUUUUGAAUUUGAAAACCAAGUCGAGGUAGGUUUAGUACUGAAAGAAUUUUUCCGGUAUUGGUCGAGUGUUACUACUGGAGUAAUCUGUGACGAUUGCUUUAAUCAAACUGAAAGCACCAUUUGCCAAUUUGACUGAAAUGGAAUUACAAUGAGAUAGCUGCAGAUUGCAGGAAUCGAAAUUCCAGCUUUUGACGAAAUUUUGAUCUAAACAAGAAGAACGAAAACCAUUACCAUAGCUGGAAAGAGCAUCUUAAAAUGAGUAAAAUCGCAAAGUUUGGUUGCGAAUUGUUGUAAAAUGAGGAAAAUGUAGCCCUGUGAAGUUCGCAAAUUUUGUAUAUAUUUGCAUUACGCGCGUGAAAAAUAACCAUUUUUGAGCCGAAAGUGGUUGCUUUUACCGCGCGUAAUACAAAUAUAUACAAAAUUUGCGAACUUCACAGGGCUAUAUUUUCUUCAUUUUACAACAUCUAGCAACCAAACUUUGCAGUUUUACUCAUUCUAAGACGCUCUUUCUAGCUGUGGUGUUGGAUUUCGUUCUUCUUGCCUUGAUCAAUUUAGUCCAUAUGCAUAGCUGGAAUCACCCAUUGAACCUCCAUUCUCUUUGUCGCGAUCUUAAAUUGCUUUCAUCUCUUUGGACAGAGCAAAGAAGAAAUUAUUCAUAAGUUGCUGCGCAGUUCUCAGAAAUUGAUUCACGUGGGCCAUCCUGAGGGAGAGCCGUUACACGACAAGGUCAUGGCACUGAAGCUGGAGUUUAAACAGUUUAAGAAGAGAGUGAAUGAAAGAAAGGAAAACCUAAAGAAGCACUUGUCGUUUUGUGAACAAGGCAAAGAGGUAGUUAUAACUAAACUAAUUUUAUUAAUACUGGUUGCUCUAUCAGUUCCAAACUGUUUUUCCCAGAGGUCUAACAAGAACCAUCCCUCUAGUAAGAACCAUAUGAGUUGACUUUGGGACGUAGGGUUUGAGGCUAGUAAUGCACUAAUGCACGAAGUGCCAUUCCCCGAUGGAUGUGAAAAGGUUAUCUCAAACUCAUUAAUAAUUCAUAAGUAAAUUAGCCAACCAUAUUGCUUUAUUUUGUGCACAUGAUAAUACUGGAUACCUGAUGAAGUAUGUUGAUCCUGUCCAAAGACUGGAUCAAAAUUAAUUCAGUCCUUGGACUGGAUUAAAAUUAAUUAACUAGUGAUUUAUUCGUAUGAGAUUUCAUUUCAAAUCCGACAAUGAAGACUGGACUAGAUUUCAAGUCUUCACAUUUUGAUCCAGUUCUCGGCUCGCCUUGGACGUGAUGACUAGAAAUCUAGUCCAGUCCUCAUAGUCGGAUUUGAAAUAUUACAUCUCACUUGCGUGUAAUAAUAUUUGCUAUUCUUAUAUGAAGACUCUUGAAAAACUGAAGAAAAUCGAAGACCAGAUUAAGAACAAGACUGAUAAACAAGAUGGUGAUAUUAUUGGCGAAAUUUCCGAAGUUUCUGCAUAUCAAAUGAGAGAAGGACAACUCCUAUCUGAACAAGAUAAUAAGGAACCUUCUGCUGCGUCACAGAUUUAUGACCAGUUGAAAAGUAGUUAUGCCAACAUUGUGGAACAAGUGACGUCAUCUUCGGAAGACACCGAUCGAGAAUACAAAGAGGUACUUAUAGAUAGAGCGAGGUUUAAGUAGGUAUAAUGAAGCCAGUCAGUCCAUGGGUGGAGAUUCUAUUUAUGUGGAAGUGGCCAAGGAUUUUUCGAACUUUCAGUCAGAAACUCCGGUUUAGACAUCUGGCUCUUCACAUAUCUUUUAGAGUUGGCUUGUACUUCAGGAUUCUUAGUUCAACCUAGUUUCCAAGUUUUGAAGCACACAUUUUGAAUUUGGAGUUAAGCCCUUUAGCUAUGUGGGUAGCGCCGCUCUCUGAUGGUUCCCUAAGUUCUGCAGCCAUAGGUCAGUCAGGCAUACCAGUCAUGUUUAUGGUUCCUACCUUCACAUUACAUGGGAUAACUGAAAUUUAAUUCUGAAAUUUUUCUGUGUCUCGUUUUGUUUUCCAGUUGUAUCUAUGGGCGAAGAACGUUGGUGAAAAUUUCCUUGCACAGAAUUCUGGAAUGGGUGAUGAUGGUGAUGCAAUUGAAGAAUUUGUAACACAGCAUGAAUCACUAAGAUCAGAGACCGGGGUUUGUUGAUAAUCUAGGUCUUCUCAGGCCAUUCCUUUGUGUUUCACUCUUAAGACCCAUUUCUACUCAAGAAAAUUUUCCGCGGAAAGAGAAUUUUGUUGAAUAUUUUCAACUUUUAACAAUGAUAUUUUUGGAAAAUUUUCUGUCAGUGGAAAUUUUUCUUGAGUGGAAAUGGGUUUUUACUACAGAAGAAAACCAGACCAUCCGGAGAAAUCCUCAAACGUUUGGCUGAGCCAAAUUGGAAUCACUCUUUUCACAUGCAACUGAGGUGAAACAAUUAUCAGACUAUUGCAUAUUGCAGGGCUUGAAACCGGGUCACAAAGGGAAAGGCACAUUAAUUGACCUUUGUGCCAUCGACGCCCUUUCUGCCAUCCUAGCAUCUAAUGUUUUGGAAAUAUAUCAUCGUUUUCUUUAUGUAGAAAAUGCAAGAAAAGUGUCAAAACAUUAAAACUGCAGGAGGAAAUUUGGACGUUAACUCGAAUGAAGACGAGGACGACUUGCCAAAUAUGUUAGCAGACUUGGGAAAACGUGUAGACUACAGAAUUGAAAUAGGCAAGCAGUACGCUGGCUUUUGUCGACAAGCGCAUCAGGUAAGAAGACAGUGGAACAAUUUUCAAGUGCGAAAAUUUGGUUUGAGUUUAGGAAUAUCUCUAUGUUUCUAGUCUUACAACUUAAUUACUAAAUUAGCUUUGUUUAUACUGGAUAGCGUCAUAACUUGUAGAGUUUUUCUAAAAGGAGAAAACCUAAAUUAAACAAACCUUGUUUAUACUGGAUAGCUGUAUCAGUUCUGAACUGUUCUCCCUAGAGGUUCAGCAAGGGCAGACCCUUACUGAUUCAGUUUUACUACAGGAGGAAACUGGAAUACCUGGAGAAAACCUGAAGUGUUUGAUAGAAUCCAGAGAAUAGAAAGCACACUGGAGAGAGAAAUUAUAAUUAAAGAACUGUAUGUGUCAAGAAUAGAACCCCUCUCACAGAGGUGAAGCCACACUUAUUAAGCACAUGUACAAUGGCUAGCAAGACACGGUCCUGGUCUAUAAAUUGCCUGAUCAAAGUAUUUUUUUCUUUACAGCUUGUUAUGAAAAUAGACAACCUUGAAGAACAACUAACCAGUGAAGAACCAAGAGAAAAUGUCGAUGCUUCACCCUCCACUAUCCUUCAACAACAACAAAGAAGAGAGAGUAUUAUUUCAAGCUCGGCAAAGACACAAAAGUUGGGACUGACCUUACUUGAUGAACUGAAACGAGUAAGUUUUAGACAAAACGAUGUCAAUUUUGCACUAUAAACAAAUAAAUUAAAUAAUAAGACCUCGUCGUCUUUGUUUUAAUAAAAGAGGGCUCUGAUUUAGUGCACAUACAAUAUUUAUUAUUUGUUUUAAUUGAAGGAACAAAGUGAAGACAGCCUGGACAGAGGGAAUCCAGCAGAAACAAUAAGGAAGUUCCUGCGACAGUUUGAAGAACGAAAUCUCCAUCUUGAUGAGAUAUGGGACGCCAGAAGAGAACAGUUAGAGAGAAACAAAACUUUGAACAAAAAUUUUGGUCAGUUUGAAAAAGAUACACGUGAGGUAAUAACUUGAGUUAAUAAAGGCCCAGAAAAGAAAAUUUUGCAGAAAGAAAAUUUUGUAAAAUGUUAUUGGCCGACACAAAUUUUCCAUCGGAAAAAAAAUUUGAAGUUGAAAAGUUUCAACUUUUAACAAUGAUAUUUUCGGAAAAUUUUCUGACCGUGGAAAUUUUUCUUGAGUUGAAAUGGGCCUUUAUAGACAUUUCGCUGGCUGGCAAUGAAUGGAUCAACUUAUUUACAAUGGGUUGCAUUGUCCGCCUGGAUUUCAAGCUAUUUCGGUCAAUGAAUGAACUAGUAUUAGCAAUAAAAUUAUGAAUCCGUUUAUGACUCAUGUGCAAUGAAUAAGUUAUUAAAGUUAAUAAUGAACUAUUUCUAAAGUUACUCGUUGCUUGCGUGAUUAAAAUAGUUGAGUGAGCUAAUUGAUGAUGUUGUUUAAUAAAUUUUAAUGAUUGUAAGUUGCAGUACAUUUAAUUUUAUAUUUUUUCUCUUAGGUUAUUUCGUGGAUUCAAAGCCAGAGCGAGGAGUUUUUCCAAGUUGAUCUGAACACCAAUCUCUUUCCAAUCAACGCCAAAGAACUGAACAAGCGAUUGGAAAAAUACAAGACUUCUGCAAAGGCAGGUUAUUUACCAAUGCGAUGUAAUGCAAAUGUAAUGUAAAGUAACGUGAUGUCUUGGUUCAUUUAGAUCGCAGAGGAGGCUGUAAAACAACAUCUUGAAGCUGCAGAAAGUUUGGUUUUUGUCGAAAGUGGUGAACAAGCUGCAUUACGUAUUGUCACAGACGAAUUAAAGAUUGUUUAUGAACGUUUCAAAACAUGUCUUGCUGAUUAUGAAGUUUUCUUGUCCAUGUGCUGCACAUUUUAUCAAAGUGUUGAAAGGGUAAGGAUUAAGGAAAAUUUUUGAGAGUAUUAAAUUUAGAAACGUGGUAUGAUGUGAUGUGGUAUAUUGAUGUAUUAAUGAAGUGGUAUAAUAUUGUAUGGUAUGGGUGAUCUAGUGUGGUUUUAUUUGGUAUGGUUGAUAUGAUGUGAUAUGUUAUUGUAUGGUAUGGUAUGGUAUGGUAUGGUAUGGUAUGGUAUGGUAUGAUGGUUAUGGUAUGGUAUGGUAUGGUAUGGUAUGAUGGUAUCGUAUUAAUGUGCUAUUGCGUGGUAUGAUUUGGCUUUGUAUGGUACAGCAUGCUAUGGUGUUGCAUGGUAUGGUAUGGUAUGGUAUGGUAUGGUAUGGUAUGGUAUAGCAAGGUGUGGUAUUGGUAUGGUAUGGUAUGGCAUGGCAUGGUAUUGGUAUUUGAUAUGAAUGGUAUGGUAUAGAAAGGUGUGGUAUUGGUAUGGUAUGGUAUGGUAUGGUAUGGUAUGGUAUGGUAUGGUAUGGUAUGGUAUGGCAAAGUAUGGUAUAUGGUAUGUGGUAUGAUAAGGUAUAAUGUGGUUUGGUAUGAUAUGGUAUGGUCUGUUUUGUUAUGGUUAUAUCCUAAAGUCAUGAUUCAUCACACUCUCUCCAAUUUCUUACAGUUGACGCAAUUGCUGAACAAAAUGGUGGUGAACUUCGGCAGCACAAAGUCGACAUCAGACCUAACCAAAGCUGAGCUAAUGUUACAAGACCACCUGGCCUCGUACGACGCAGUACUAGACCAAUAUAACUUCACUGUACGCUGUGGCCAUGAUAUUUUAACAAAAUCAGAGAAUGAUGCAGCCGUAAGCGUGUCUCGAGAACAGAUCAAGCGUUAUGUGGAUCAGGCUGAUAGCCGCAAGGAGGAAUGGUUGAAUCUCUGGGAGCACCACAAGACGAAACUACAAGAGAGCAUUAAGUUGUGUGAAUUUGAACAAAGAAUUAAUCGGGUAAACUGCACAUUAAAUGAUUUUGAACUAUAUUUAGCGCGCGGCGAGCAUUUUCCUGAAAUGGACUUUCAUCAUGUGGAGUAACCUUAAAUGGUUCAGACACAAACCACGACAGCUUGUUGUAGAAUACCACUUACGUUGGACUUAUCCCCUUAUUUAGGUCAACAUUGAAAUUGAAGAACAUAACAGAGCCUUGCUGGCAGUGAACAACAAAUACGGAGAGAGUUUGAUGGAAUCCGUCUCUCUUUUGAAAGACUCUGAUCUUUACUUGGAAUCUGUAAAGGUUGGGGGACUGUUCUGUUUAAAGCCUAAUCUUAUAUUGGCGUGUUAUGCAUAUAUGUAAAAUUUACUAUAUCACAUACAAUGCAGGGCUUGAAUUUUAUCGCGGCAAUUGCCGUAGAGGGAGACACAACGACGCAAUUGCGGCAACGACAGCGAUUUUUUGCCGUAUAGUGCAAUUUUUAUACUAUUCACUGUGCAUUACUAUUUUGAUACUUGAAUUCAGAUGUUGAUCAAAUUAUGCGUAAAUUACUAUUUUAGUCUCAGUUUUCGUCCAAAAAAAAAACACUAAAGAAAUACGUAAACAUGUUUCCAGCUUGUCAACAAUCCAAAGUAACAAUAAAAUUAAAUUUUUAUUACAAUAAUUUGAAAAAAUGCCGUGGAAACUGCCAAAAUUGCCGUGGACAGCUGUUACGUUCUACGGCAAUUUUUAACGUCAUUGCCGUCGAUUGAUUUCAGAGAAAUUCGAGGCCUGAUACAUUGCCAUGUUUCACCACACUAUACCAUGCCAUGCCAUGCCAUAUGAUACCAACCAUGCCUUACCAUACCAUACCAUACCAUAUUGUAUUUAACAAAUAGAUAAGAUUUUGCCGUUGUCUGUUCAGUUACAGAUGCACAGUAUGACGUCAUAAUGUAGAAAGAACAAAAAAGUGGUUCACAAGCCGCCAAGACGAGUGGGUCACUUUUUUGUUUUUCCCACAUUGUGAUGUGAUACUAUGUAUGUAUCUAUCCUCUAAUAGAUCAUGGCUCUCGACCAAUGAAAGCGCUUGAAUUCUUAAAUAAUGUACCAUAGCACAUCAUGUUAUGCCAUGCCAUGCCAUGCCAUGCCAUGCCAUGCCAUGCCAUACCAUACCAUACCAUACCAUACCAUACCAUACCAUGCCAUACCAUGCCAUGCCAUACCAUACCAUACCAUGCCAUACCAUGCCAUACCAUACCACAAUAUACCAUACUAUACUUUUCCACCACACCACACCACAUGCACUACACCACGUCUCACUCAUAUUUCUCAUAUCCAGCCAUGUGACCUGGCAGUCAAUAAACUGAUGACAGAAGCAGAUGAACUUGUAAGAGAGAAACAUCAUGAUGCUGUGAACAUUCAAAGAAAAGUUUCUUCAGUUGAGAAAAGAUGGCAAAGAUUUCUCACCAAUGUCGAAGAGUACAGAGGACUGUUGGAAGCUGCAGUCGAGUUUUACCAACUCCAGGAACAAGUAAGCUACAAACACAAAGUUUAACUUUUUACGAACUUUUAUUAACGAGGUAUCUUUUAUAAGCUACCGUGGUUUGUGUCUGAAGCUCCUGAAACUGGUGGGUCCGGUACAGGUAGUAUUCUUCUGAAAACGAUCUCAAACUAGUGGGUUUAGUGUAGACAGAAUUAUUCUACAAUAAACUGCCGUAGUUUGUAUCUGAACUGCCUGAAAAAUAUAUGUGCAGGUGCAGUGUAGGCAGUAUUCCACAGUAAGCUGCCGUGGUUUGUGUUUGAACUUCUUGAAAAAGAUAUCUCAAACGUGGUGGUGCAAUGUAGGUAGUAUUCCACAAUAAGCUGCCGUGGUUUGUGUUUGAAGUUCUUGAAAAAGCCAUCUCAAACGUGGUGGUGCAAUGUAGGCAGUAUUCCACAAUAAGCUGCCGUGGUUUGUGUUUGAACUUCUUGAAAAAGAUAUCUCAAACGUGGUGGUGCAAUGUAGGCAGUAUUCCACAAUAAGCUGCCGUGGUUUGUGUUUGAAGUUCUUGAAAAAGCCAUCUCAAACGUGGUGGUGCAAUGUAGGCAGUAUUCCACAAUAAGCUGCCGUGGUUUGUGUUUGAACUUCUUGAAAAAGAUAUCUCAAACGUGGUGGUGCAGUGUAGGCAGUAUUCCACAAUAAGCUGCCGUGGUUUGUGUUUGAACUUCUUGAAAAAGAUAUCUCAAACGUGGUGGUGCAAUGUAAGUAGUAUUCCACAAUAAGCUACCGUGGUUUGUGUUUGAAGUUCUUGAAAAAGAUAUCUCAAACGUGGUGGUACAGUGUAGGUAGUAUUCCACAAUAAGCUGCCGUGGUUUGUGUCUGAGCUAUCUGAAAAAGACAUCUCAAAGUGUUGUACAAUAAUAAAUUGUAUCUCAAACGUGUGGGUCCAGUGUAACAGUAUUCUACAAUAAGCUGCCGUGGUUUAUGUCAGAAGUUCCUGAAAAGGUGAACGUCCGUUUUUAUUUUGUAGUCCGAGACAUGGCUGACAGACAGCGAGCAUUGUGUAAACACAACGCGAACAGAUGCAAAAGAAUGUCACUCGGAAGACGAGCUUAUUAAACAGCUUCAAAAUCUUGUCGAAUUUAUGAAACCUGGCUGUGAACGCCAAGAUGGCCGCGUCUUGAAACUCGGGGAACUGGCAUCGAAGAUAGGUGUCGAGGAGCAAAGAAAGCAAGUGAGAGACCUGGUGACGAAACAUAAACGGAUCUUAUUAUUGUUCAAGCGACUCGAGCAAAAAUUACGACGCAUGGCAGAUGAAAUUCGAUUGUGCGAAGCAGAAGGCCGAGAAAUCCAGGUUAGAAGCCUAGGUUUUCUGCCUCAUAUGUAAACUAUUAUCCCUAAAGGUGUAAUAACGAUCACCCCUUACUGAUCUAGAAAGUCCCAGAGUCAGGCUAGCAGUGCUUUUCUCAUAUGCGACUGGGGCGAAAUUAUCACAGGAAAAAGAAGUUAAAUUCUGUUAAUGGAUUUUUGAAUGUAAACACUGAAUUCUUACCAGUAUUGGUUAUUAUAGAUUUCCCAUAUGGUAAAUUAGCAAACACCAUAAUGUUUAAUAUUUACCAGGAAAAUACCAUUAAUAGUAAAUAUUAAACAUCAUGGUUUUUACAAAUUUACCACAUGUAAAAUCUAUAAUAACCAGUAAGAGUUCAGUUUUACAUUAAUAGUAUACAUGGUAAAUCUUUAAAUACCAUUCAAAAACCCAUAAAAUUUUGAAAAACGGAAAAAGUGUAUAAUCCGACAAUUACAAACAAUUACAUAUUGCUAGAAUUGAACCCUGGUACAAAGGUGAAAGGCAUAUCAACUUACACCAUACUCUACAAUCUUUUUAUUUGCAGUUUGAAAUGUCAAGUCCUGAAGCAUCUGAUGACGAAAUCCUUUCCAGUAUCCAUGAUACAUCUCUGCCGGAUCUCAGUUCCGAGCCUGUGUUCGGUUACACUACAGCCAGCGGUCAGCCAGUUGUCAUGACAGUGGAUCGCGUCAGUACUUUUAAACGAAAAUCAGAUGAAAACUUGGAAGAGAGUCUGGGGUAUGGCAAAAAGCCCCAGGUUGUUGUGAGCGUCCGAACCGAGAGGUAAUAGGGAAAAUAAAUUAAUACUCCAUUGCUAGUUUAAAGUGUUCAGUGACUACAAGCAAUGCCAAUCUUCAGUGUUUCAGGGCUUUCAAAGUAUAUCCGGCAUGCGUUGCAAGGUUAUCACCGGCGUAUUGCAUUUAUCACAUUUAACCGUUGGCAAGAGAAUGGCUAGAACAAGCACAUGAAGCGAUUUUGUACAUUACACUAUUGACUAGAAAGAAAAAAUAGGCUACAUACAGUAAAAUGAAAGAGUAAUUUUUGUUAGAAAUGUUUUCGCUGUUAUAGAGGUGUCGUAUUAGGGUAGUGUCCAUAUUAGAGAGAUUUCCGCAUCAGAGAGGUGUCCAUAUUAGAGAGAGGUGUCCAUAUAUGAAAGGUGUCCGUAUUAGAGAGAUGUCUUUAUUAGACAGGUGUCCGUAUUAGAGAGUUGUCCAUAUUAGAGAGAUAUCCCUAUUAGAGAGGUUUUCGUAUUGGAGAGGUGUCCGUAUUAGAGAGAUGUUCGUAUUAGAGAAGUGUCGGUAUUAGAGAGGGGUCAUAUUACAAAAGUGGCUGUAUGGAGAGGUUCGAUGAUCAAAUAUAUAACUUCAGUUCCUUUAUCUGUCCAGGUCUGUCGGGCCUCAAGUUGAGAGGCAGAUGGGACCAAUUGUGGACUCCGAGAUACAACGCUGGAUUCCAGAGGAUGCAGAGGGUUCUCCAGAGCGAGAGGUGGUGUUACGUAUACAAGACCAGAUCCACGAAAGUUCUCCAGAGUAUUGGCCGACCGAGGGAAACGAGGUUGUUAAAAUGGAAGUGGGGCCAUCUGUCACGGAGGGCCCUAUUUUUAGACAGCAUGUUGAAGUGGAGACGAACCUUGCUGUGGAAACAAGCCCUAAGGUUCUAACAAGGUAGGUGUGGAUUACUAGAAAGAUAUUACCAUAUACUAUACUAUGCCCAUAAUACGACCACACCUUACCGUACCAUGCCGUACCAUUCUAUACUUUACCAUACAAAAUACAAAAUGCAAAAUGCAAAAUGCAAAAUACAAAAUAACUUAAUUAAUAACUUAAUAGCUUAAUAACUUAAUAGCUUAAUAACUUAAUAGCUUAAUAGCUUAAUAACUUAAUAACUUAAUAACUUAAUAACAAUUUUAUUUUUGUUAGCCAUGAAGAUGGAGAAAGAACAGAGUUCACACGAAAACGUACAUGGGAAACCACGACACGCGAGACAGUCUCGAGUGUGAAGAAAGAAACACGAACAGAACUCGAAGUAUUUGUGGUGGAGAAAUCUCGUAGAACCGGGGAUUAUAUAUCGGAAGAUGAACCCACUACAGAACGAUUAGACAUCCAGGUUAAAUCAAGUACGGUAUUACCUACAGAUAGACCUGCACAAGCCCUCGAACCUGAAGGAAGUGACCAGCAUACCGAACUGGUUAUUGUUGAAGGACAGUUUAAACAACCUGUAGGCUUGGAAGAAACUAAACACGAAAUUCAACAGUCGAACGAGAAGAUUUGUUUAAAGAUUGAACAUACCUUGGGACAGAAAGGAAGGUAAAUGUUAAUUUUAUUGUCAAAACAUUACGCAUUAUGCAAUAGACAAUUCCUAUUAUAGACUAUUUUUUAUCUUGGCAAAAAAAGUAUAUUCCCAGAAAGAGCAUACUAAAAUGAGUAAAAUUGCAAAAUUUGGUUGCGAAAUGUUGUAAAAUGCGGAAAAUAUAGCCUUGCAAAGUUCGCAAAUUUUGUAUACUUUUGUAUUGCGUGCGGAAAUUGCUACCACAUUUGGGCCGAAAAUGGUAGCAAUUUCCACACGCAAGACAAAAGUAUACAAAAUUUGCAAACUUUGCAAGGCUAUAUUUUCCCAAUUUAACAACAUUUCGCAACCAAACUUUGCAAUUUUACUCGUUUUAAUAUGCUCUUUCUAGCUGUGGUGAUUUAUUUGCAUCUCCUUGCGUAGUUUUAAAAUUAGUGUGUAAUGAGAAUUGUCUAUUGUAGGACUAUUAUGAUAUCGCUUCAGGCGCAUGUGAGGUGUAGCAAGACAUGCUUUAUUAUAAUAUUCUUUCCACAGUUCUUCCUGUUUCAUUGGGUACUCCAGGUUUAUCCUGUAAUAACACUUGAUCAACAACAGAUAACCCUUGUAAUGUAACAUUUGUUUUAUGUUUCAGACACGAUGUGACUCCUUCAGACCGAGAACUCUCCGUUCCCCACAGUGCAGGUACAGUAAGUGUCUUUCGUUCUCCACCCACAACACCCUCGCCUGAAUUGAUAUCCCAAAGUCGAACACAAGAUGAAGUAUUCACCUCGCCUGAGCCAAAGUUUGAUCCAGUUGAAAUCAUGGUUCAUCUGCCGGACUCUGCUGACCAGGAACAACAUGCCCGCGGAAAGUUUAAUGAGAUUUUGGAAGAUCUUAUUGAAAGUGAGAAGAAUUAUGUCAAGUCACUUGGAAAUGUGCAGGUAUAUGGUUGUGUAGAAGAGUUACUAUCGUGGAGCAGAUGGUGGUCAACCACUUAAAACCACCAAUACAGUGGCGAAAGAAAAUUAUAUGAAAAAUUCUCGCAUUUUACGUACUCAGCAAAAUUGCAUGGUUGCUUCGAUCCUUGUACUCUGUCUCAUUGAUCUCUAAUUCGAUCUCUUCUGUCCUCUGUUUUCUUUUAUAUCCUAUAUAAUAAUGUCUCUGACCAACUCUCCUUCAUUUCUUAUCACGUGCCCAUACCAUGUGAAUCUGACUUCCCUCACUUUCUCUGGAAUAUAUGCCACCCCACAUCUUCUUCUGAUCUUUUCAUACAGUAAUGUCUUUCAUCAGUUUUCUUUCAUCUCUUUUUAUAAGUGUCCAUACCAUAACAAAUUUGCUUCCCUCACCUUCUCUGCAAUGUCUACCACCCCACAUCUUUUGGUGUUGCAUCCUUUUGUAUUGUAUCUUCUUCUGAUCUCUUCAUCCAAUAAUACCUCUGACCGUUUUCUUUUGAUCUCUUUUUAUAACAUGUCAAUAUCAUCACAACCUUGCUUCUUUGUAAUGCAUACCACCUUACUUUUGAACUCUUCAGUCUUUGAUGAAUCUGACCGGCUCUCCUUCAAUACUUCUUAUUACGUCUCCAUAUUAUCUGGCGCUAAUUUAAAUGGGCUGAAUGUAUUAUUCGUAUGUAAUUAUAAAUUGUCCCUUAAUCUCUAUAUCCUCUCAAUUUCUUUCCAUAGAAAUACAUGGCUGAAGUAAAAGACUCCACUGAGCUGAGCCCCGAUGCAAAGGAAUCCAUCUUUAUGAACAUAGAUGAAAUUGAAGAUUUCCACAAAACGUAAGAGACGUGCGUUUUAUAUGAGACUCUUAUCUAGACACUGAAAAAAGUACACUUGAAACACAUGUGUACACUUAAAGGUACACGUUUACACUUGCACACUUUAAGUAAACUUGUAUUUCUCUGUAAAUAUCCCGUUUUAGUUUUGUUAUUGAACUGCAAAAUUGUCAGAAAACGCCGUCAUCAGUUGGAAAGGCAUUUGUGAACUCGGUAAGAUUUUGCGUUCGAGUUUUGUUUAAGUAUUUUUAAGCAAGUACGCCGAGUUAAAAUGCAUGACAAGUAACUAUUGUAUAUUCAUUUAAUUGUUUUCCUAGAAAAACGAACUUCAACGAUACCUUACAUUCCGAGAAAAGAAACCUGAAUCAGAUUUAGUCCUUUUGUCAGUACCAACGUCUUUCUUCCAGGUAUGUACCAUUUUUUUCGGAAUUUAUUUCACAAGCUUUCGAUCCGUAAGCGACAAGGACUUUAUGAUGAGGUCGUAGUUUUAACCCAGGUUUAACCAAGCUUUGAACAACAGGGCCCCAUUUAUAUUUCAUUUUCCCUUUUUAAUCUCUUUGUAGAAAUUGCUUUCCAAGACUCACAUUCCUUCACUGGAAUCUAUUCUGGAGGAACCAAUCAAAAGGAUUUACGCAUACAGGACGUAUCUUACACAACUUGUACAGUGUGGAGAAUACUUUCCUGAGGAUUGCUCUGAGAUAAAGGUUAGGAGUUCGGUUACGAUUACGUAAACAGUAGAGUAAAGUACAUACUGGAUAGCUGCAUUAGUUCUAAACUGUUUUUCCUAUAUUUGUUUAUCCUUCAUUGGUCCAUUGUUCUGCAGGAGGAAACCUAAACUAAACUGUAUAGCUCGAUCAGUUCUAAACUGUUUUCCCUAGAGGUCUAGUAAGGGUCAUCCUUUAUUGAUCCACUAUUACUACAGGAGGAAACCUAAAAAUUUAUACUGGAUAGCUGCAUGAGUUCUAAGCUCUUCUCCCUAGGGCUCGAUUAGGAGCCAUCCUUCAUUGGUUCAGUGUUACUAACAGGAGGGAAAUGCCGAACUGGCAUACCUGGAGAAAAUCUGCUGUGCUUGUUGGAGUUGAAGUGAAACCACCCUUCUCACAUGCAAUUGAGACGAAAUUAUAAUCAAACUACAUAUUGCAAACGAUAUAUCCACUAUAGCACUAAAACAUACUCACGCUAUUUACUUUAACAUUUUAUUUAGAAAGCCAAAGACAUCAUUGACGCCAUAAUAAUUCGAAUGGAGAACCCCAAUGGGUAAGGAAAAUUUUUGCUUUAAUAACAAAAACAAACACGUUUCAUUUCGAGAAAGUAAAAAGGCAGAUGCUACAAGACAUUCAAAGGCUUGAAACGGUUUCUUUCAGAUCCUAAGCCCAAUCAAUGUGUUACCUAUCUUUUUCCCUAAUAUUUCUAAUGUUAUAUAUCUAUCUUUUUUAUCUUUUUACAGCACUGUUAUUUUAUAAAGAAUUUUUCUUUCAAUUUUAGUGAAGUGAUGGAGCUUGAUAUUCCCAGUAAGAAACAACCAAUCACGAUGAACUUCAAGGGAAGAUCCCCGGAUGAGCUGUCAGUGAAGCAAGGUGAUCAGGUGGCCAUACUGAAUGUCCCUGCAAAAUCCGACGACCGUGUGUAUAUUGUGAAAUUCCGUGGUGAUGGAACAGAAGAGUCUAGAGGAUGGAUCCCAAAAUAUGUUUUGGAGUCAGAAAAACAAACGCCUAAAGGUUAGUAAUGGGAUACAUUUGACAUUUUAACAGUAGCAGGUAACCAUAACCAUACGGCAACCAGAUAUAAUACUGUAUAAGUCAAGUUUCGAUAGGGAUACUACAACGAGAUAUAAUACUGUCAAUUUUUUCAAUCAUGUACUCCAAAGUAACGAGACAUGUCUGUUAACAGUAGUCACAAUAUCUUCCUUCUUGAAUGCUUUUUAGAAGCUCCCAAGCAAGACAAAUCUACUGCAGAAACCAUGAAACCAGUCGGUUUCCCCGAACAAACGAUCCAGAUAGCACUAGAUGAACCAGUAGAAAGUUCUCUACCAAACAGCGACGAGCCAAGAUCGGGCGAGAUUGCUUUUAAACCUGUGACCAUAUCAGUACCGCUUCCUGAAGAUGUACAGCCUAGCCACCUUAACAUAGAACCGGUAUCAUUCAUAGAACCGCUCAAAAACGUUGAUGCCAUCGAAGGUGAUGACGUCACAUUUGAUUGCGUCAUUUCCGGUUCACAUCCACUCGGCAUUCAGUGGUACAAAAAUAAGAACCCCAUUCAAAGUGAUGAGCAAAAAUACUUCACGGAAGUCAAGAAUAACGAACUUAAGUUGAUUGUAAAAGAUGCUACUCCGGAUGACAUCGGGGAUUAUCGGUGCACUGUCGGGAACGAUCGUAGUCAAGCGUGUAGUGAUGCCCACUUGAGUGUAAAGCCUAACCCUUCAACCUGGACCCCACCAGAAUUUGCCAAAGUACCACAAGAUGUAGUGUCCAUUGCAGGAAAUACUGUCAAAUUUGAAGCUAAGAUUUCUGGCCGACCAGAACCUGAGGUAUUAUGGUUGAAAGAUAAUAAACCAGUACAACCAAGCACCAGGCAUCAAAUUAUAGACGAAGAUGGCGUCCAAAGCUUGGUUAUAACGAACUGUACGCCAGACGAUUCAGGCGAGUACACCCUUGAAGCAAGGAAUGAUGCUGGUCUUUCUACUUGUCCUUUUACACUCACUUUAGAAGAUGACACUGUUCUACCAAAAUUCAUCCGAAAACUACAUGAUACAACGUUACCAACCGGAAGCCCUCUUGAACUCACUACAACUUUUGUGGGAACACCAGAACCGGAAGUGACGUGGUUUUUAGAUGGUGAAUCGCUGGUGACAAGCCCCGGAUGCGGAGUGGUGACAGAGGAAGGAACGUCGAAGUUGCUGAUUGGUCAGGUGGAACCGGAAGACGCAGGGAAUUAUAAGUGUGUUGCACGCAACAACGUAGGGAAGGCAGCAACGGGAUGUAGUGUGGCUGUUGAAGAUCUCAUGCCAGGUAACCAAUAUGUUCACUCCGUUGUAAGUUACGCCUUGAACUGCCGAGCAAGUGGUCAUUACAUGUACUUCACAUCUCUGACCAAGGUUUGACUCCUGUAUUAUGCGGUUGUCUGAUUAUAAUUUCGCCUCCGUCAAAUGUGAAAAUAGUGCUUCCAGUUUGCUUCCAGACAUUGCUCUGCUACGAGUAGUCUCGUUUCCUCCUGUGGUUGAGCUGGACAAUAAGCAAUAACCAUUACCGGAUUUUAAUGGGAAACAGUUUAGAAUGUUACAGCUAUUCAGUAUAAAUAAAGUUAAUUUAGUUUAUGUUACCUCUUUUAGUAACACUGAAACAACAAGCAAUAACAAUUACUUGAUCUCUAGGAAGGACAGUUUUAAACUGAUAGGCUAUCUAGUAUCAAUAAAGUUAGUUUAGUUUAGGUUACCUUUUGCAGUAGCACUGAAACAAUAAUAAGCAAUAACCAUACUUAUAUCAUUACUUAGAUGAAGCUACUGAAACACCAGUGCCAGGAAAAGCCGUCGAGGUUCCAGUAAUGAUAGUCGACUUGGAAAGCAAUCCAGAAAAGACAUCCAGAGAUGGUAAAGACCAUGUUGCACCGAGAUUUAUCAAGCCAUUAAAGAACUGCCAAGUUUUUGAAAACGAAAAUGUCAAGCUUGAGGUUAUUGUUGAAGGAUUACCAAAGCCAGACGUUCGCUGGGAAUUCGAAGGAAAACCACUUGUGGAAAAUGAUUGCGUAUUUACAGAAAAUGAAGGAAAUGUCUUCAGGUUUGUGUGUCCAAAACUUUUAUAUUAAACUAAACUGUAGGAUAGCUUUAUCAGUCCUAAACUGCCCUAUCUAAAGGUCCAGUAUAAGGGCCAGACCUUACUGAUCUAGUGUUACUACUGUGGUGACAGGAGUACUAAAAUGUUCUGCCUAGAGGUCCAGCAAGAGCCAUUCUUCUAUGGUACAGUCUAAUUCUUGUUUGUUAUUUUCUUCAGGUUAAUCGUAAAGAAAGCUGAUUUAGACCAUGAAGGGGACUACACGUGCAUUGCUUCAAAUGAGGUCGACACUUGCUCAAGCCAUUGCGAGAUGCUCGUGGAAGAAUUACCCUCUACUCUUCGCUUUAAGAAACCGCUUUCUGAUUCAGAAAUUGUACCGAAUAAAGAAGUCGAGUUAUCCAUUGAAAUCGAGGGCCUGCCUUCUGUCGAGGGACAACAGCCUUCUGUGAUCUGGUUUAAGGACGAGGUGCCAGUUGAGGAUAUCUCAAAGGAUGGAGCGACAUCAAAAUAUGAAAUGGAUUCGAAGGAAGGCAGAUAUACUCUGAAGUUCACUCCAACUGGGGUUGAAGACGAAGGGAACUACAAGGUUGUUGUACAAAACAGAGAAGGACAAAACAGCAGUGUUGCAAAGUUGAAAAUACCUGAAGGCGAAACUCCUCACACUGAAGCACGGAUCCAAAGACUUGAAAUCCAACAAGAUUUUGAGUUCCCAGAAAUAAUAUUCGAGAUUAAGAACGAACCAGAGUUUGUGUCAGUUCCAAGAGAUAUUACCGUAAAUGAAAACGAUAAAGUAUUGCUACGGUGUUCUGUGGCAGGAAACCCUGUGCCAGAGAUAAAGUGGUUUAAUGAAAAGAAAGAGGAGAUACCUGAGCAAGGACGGGUUCGGCAUGAAACUAAAGAUGGCUACAGUUCGUUGAUUAUUGAUGAUGCUGAUCUUAACGAUGAAGGGAUUUAUACUUGCACUGCUUCAAAUCCAUCAGGAGAGGUUUCUACCACAGUUGAAUUGCUAGUUGAUGAGGUGCAACCGGAUAUCAAGCCUUUGGCAAAGCCUGAUUUGGGAGACAUUCCUGUUAUAGUCGAAGAGGUCGACAGAGUCUACAUGGAACCCGCUGAGAAAGAGCUAAGGUAAUACUAAUAGCGGAAACUUUAGCCAGUGUAGGUAGCUACGAUACUGAGAGAGAUACAAUUACUGAUCUAAAAUAAUGGAUAGUGCAUGUGCUGUGCACAAGUGAAGCCAAUGGCGGCCAUAUUGGAUGGCCCAACCAUUAAUCUAAUCUGGUGUUGUGGACAUGUUUAACUCUUCCUUUAUGUUUCUAGUCACUAAUGGGAAAGGACAAACAUUGCCUAGAUAAGAAUUUAUCAUCAGUAGCCUCUCUUUUUUCCCAAAUUUGCCGGUGAAUAACUAAUGACCAUCAAAUAUGGCCGCCAUAAGCCUCAGUAUGUGGUGUAUAAAACGUUCUAAAACUAUUUCAAAGAGGUUUUGGAAGCUAUAUUUCACAAGUCACAUAGGCGAAGUUAUUUGCUUUAUGGUCUAACUGAACUUGAACAGCAAACGAUUAGACUGGCCAUGAAUUUGACUGAUUUAUAAAUUUCGUCUCAUUAAAAUAUUCUGGCUUCAAAAUCGGGUUACUGAAUUCAAUAGGAUGCUUCAUCCAGUCCUUAUUUCAGAUCAGUGGAUGCAACUAGCUGCAAAAUAUAAGCAAAACUUCGACGUUUUGAACGAAGGCACUUCGUCGGGAAAUUGCAUAUCUUAAUCCGCAGCUGUCCAGUACCAACCAGUGACGAUCCAGUGUUAAGAAUGUGUCUUUGUUGUUUUACUGUUCUGUAUACCAUCUUACAUUGACCGUAAUACCUUUUAGAUUUACUAUUGAUACAGAGGACGGAGGAUUUCACAAAGUCCCCACCUCAGAUAUGCGACCUUCAACCCCAAUACCCGAGGAUAUCAUACCGCUACGCGAGACCCCACGCGAGGUGGUCACGAAGCCACGCGUCGAAACCAUACGUGAUACAUAUACCGCUGAUGGACAGAACACAUGUCUCGCUGUCGUGGUUCACGGACCUCCAGACACAGUUAAAUGGCUGAAAGAUGGUGUACCUUUGGAAGACAACACAAAAUAUAAGACCCAAUUUAAUGACCAAACUGGUCUGUACGAACUUAUAAUCCACGACUCUGAGCCGACCGAUUCCGGAGAAUACCGAUGUGUAGCCACCAAUUCCAAAGGCCAAGAUUCUUGCCCAAUUAAACUCGAUAUUCAACCGUUAUCUGGGCCACCGAAGUUUCUCCGAGCGCUUCGCGAUGCCGAAGUGUUGUCUGGCACGUCAGUCAAGUUUAUUGUAGAAGUCGUGGGUAGUCCUACUCCUCAAGUGAGCUGGUGUAAAGAUGGGUUACCUGUGGUGGACAGUGAGAAGUACAGUGUUGAAAGUAAUGGGAUUACGUAUUGCUUGACUGUGAAAUAUUGUAAGGUAAGAACAUUGGUGUAGCAGGAAUACAGGAAUGUUUGAUGCAUUUUCACCUGUAUUCUAAAUGCUCACUCACACUCAAGGAGUGGAGGUUCAUUCUGAGCUUCCCUUGAGUGUCAGUGCAGUUUUUGAAUAGCUGGAGGGUGAGUCUCGUACCUUACCAAGUGACUACUCACCCUCUAGCUAUCCAAAACAGCACUGACACUCAAGGGAAACUUAGAUUGAACCUCCACUCUUUAAGUGUGAGUGAGCUUUUAGAAUACAGGCGUUAAUGUCGUAACUUACUCUAGGACUACUCACCCUCCAGCUAUUCACUGAGACUCAAGAGAAGCUCAGAUUGAACCACCACUCUUUGAGUGUGAGUAUGAGUGAGCUUUCGGAAUACAGGCGUUAGUUCCACAACCAUAAGCAUAUACCGCGAUAUAUAUAUUCUUGGCUGAGGUAAGGACCAGUGAAAUGAGUAUAAUUGGAACGCUACCUCCAACCCGAAAUUUGACAGCCGUUUCGCUAUUUCUAAAUGGGUACGUAGCCGGUAUUGUAAAUUUUAGAAUGCGGGUAGUACCCAUGCUAGGUAUAUACCUCAGCAUCCUAAUCGCAACCCCCAACCCGACCCUAACCUCUAACCUCUAGAACCUAACCCCUAAAGGGGUUUUGACGUCCCCCACCCCGCCAACCGCCAGUUAUGGUCGGUUUUAUUUGUAAGUAAAACUUUGGCCUAAUGCUUGUGGUUUUGUCUUCAAUUCAGGUAGCUGAGGUAUAUACCUAGCAUGGGUAUUACCCGCAUUCUAAAAUUUAGAAUUACGGAUAUGUACCCAUUUAGAAGUAGCAAAACGGGUGAAUUUGAAGCCGAACUUGAAGGCCAGUCCCAGUCUUUAAACUGCCCGGUUUAAAAUUUACAAAAAAACAGCUUUUUAACAGCGCUCAAAGCUUUCUAUUAAUGCAGCUCCAUUCUGCAUGGAUUCAGCCCCAGUCUCAAAACUGAAAGACUAGUGCUGUGGUUCGGAGCCGGAGAGACGGAGUUUGGCCUAUUUUGCCGGAGCUGGAGCCGAAGUUUGUUCAACUCCGGCAAAACUCCGGCAGCACUUAUUUGUGCUACAAACUACUGUCGGACAUCGGCGAAAAAACCCUGAAUCCAUCGACGAAAAAGUAAAUACUCGCAUUGAUACUGCGUAGGCUUGCCACAAACAUAGUACGAAAUGUUCAUGGGAAGUGUUAAAAAUCAAAAACAAAGAUAGUGCUUUGUUUUAAGUUUGCACAGCAUUAUGAAAGACACAUACACUAAUCUUUGCACUUUAAUUAAACAAUGCAUUAACUGAUGUGUCAGCAACGUAUUUAUUUAGGUCACAGACAGUGGGGAAUUCAAAUGUGUAGGUGAGAACUCCGUGGGUAUAGUAGAAUCUUCAGCCGCACUGACAGUAUCAACCAUGCCCUUACAACCUCCUUCAUUCGAAGACAAACCGGAGGACACUGCAAUUGAAAUCCUCGAACAAGGCGAUAUAAAACUUGAGGCGACCAUUGUCGGACGACCUAAACCUAAAGUUGAAUGGUUUAAAAACGAGCAGCCCUUGAAAGAGAAUGAACAUUAUAAGAUAGAGCAACACGAUGAUACGUAUAAGUUGAUCAUAGUGGGUGUGUCCAAAGAUGAUUCGGCGUCGUAUAAAUGUAUUGCAACGAAUACUGGAGGGAUUGCAGAGAGGACUUAUCAUGUUGAUAUCGAAGGUGGGUUAUCUGGUAUUGCUUAGAGAGUUUGAGCAAGACAACGAAGUACGAAGACAUACGUACUUCACAAUUUUAGCCUGUCUGCAUAUUAUCCUGCGCAUAUUGAGUUUGAGGUCACUGGUGGUAUCUCAACGUGUUCUUCCCGUUAUAGAUUCAUGUCUCACUGUUUAUGAAUACUGAUCGUAAUCCUUACCCUGACCCAGACAAAACAGCGACACAUGAAGCUCUUUCCAGUGUUUGUUCUUCUGUCUUCCUUCGGAACGAAGUUCGCGACGAAUUUUGCCAAAAUAUUCGCAUGUCUUUCUGUUUUGUCCGGGUAAAGAUUACAGUCAAUAUUCAUAAACAGCGAGACAUGAAUUUAUAAUACCGGAUUUUUUACCGGAUUCGCUUAUCACGACAUCGAAUUUAACAGUCACAGGGAUAUUUUGACGCUUGAAAUUGCGAUAAUAUGACAACAUAAAACGAAAACUGUUAAAGGAAGAAAUUUUGUGGGCAGACAUUACUCUUGAACUGUAUAUAUUGAUGUCGUAACACUACACCACAUAGCUCUAUCAGUUUUAAACUGUUCUUCAUAUCAUCUCUUAUUGCUACUCCUGCAGUUACUAAACGCUAUAUAGACCCAUUGCACUGACGUCACAGAUCCUUAGAGUGUCCUCCAGAUGCUCCCUAACAAUAUCUGUUCGGGUACAACAACCACAUACAGCGCAAAAAUUAACAAUUUUAAUACAAAAUUAUUAUAAACAUUUACAAAAUUUGCUUUGUUUACAAAAGUUAUAUUAUGCAUAGAUUGCUAAUUUGUCCUCCAGAUGCAUCGUCACCGGCGCUGUGACGUCAUGUGCAAUGGGUCUAUUCCACUGUUAUUGAGGAUAUACGAGAAAAUAAUCUAUUUUUCAUUUUAGCUAAAAGUGGACCACCAGAAUUUGUAGAAACAUUGAGCAACGUUGAGGUCGUUCCCGGAGAACAAGCGCGUCUUGAAUGUCAGUUGGGAGGAUCGCCUGCAAGCAAAAUUGAAUGGUUUAAAAACAACAAACUUUUAAAAGAAAACGAUGCUAUUAAAUUCAAGCUGACGGAUGACGUGUGCGCAUUGCUUAUACCAAAUGUAACUCCAGACGAUAGCGGGGUAUAUCGAUGUGUUGCCACGAACGAUUCCGGAAGCACUACGACAACAGCCGAACUUUCAGUCGAGGAACCCGAUUCUAAGUUGAAUUUAGUUCCAAGCUCUGUUGAGGAAGUUAUGGCUGAACCCAAUGUCGAUGUCACAGAGCCGGAAAUGGCGCCAGUGUUUACAGAGGAAGCUCAAGACGGCUCAGUAACUGUUUUGGACGGGGGAAACGUACGACUCGAAGCAAGGAUCGGGGGAGUUCCUACCCCAGUGGUUGAAUGGUUUAAAGACGAGACACCUGUUGACAUUGGGGAACAUUUUGUGAAGAUCGUGGAUGGUGAUAGGCAUUGUUUGGAUAUAGUUCAUGUGUCCCCCACCGACUCAGGGACGUAUAAAUGUGUUGGAACUAACAAUCUGGGAACAGUUACGAGGGUCUACAGCCUGGAUAUUGAGGGUAAGCAAUUGUUUUGUUAUACUUGCUAAAUAAAGAUAUUUCUACGCAUGUCAGGUCAGUCGUGCCAGCUGUACGAUAUUUUGAAGCGAGUUGUCUAGACUAGAUAUGUACAACUAACAUAAAAUACUAAAACGACUGCUUACUGUAGAAUGCUAUUUACACUGGAUUUCAGACUCAAACAUGGCAAGCUCAUAUAGAAUACUACUUACAGUGGACCCCACGUUUGAGAUCUUUUCGAGGGAGGUAGUUCAGACAUAAACUACGGCAGUUCAUCGUAGAAUACUACCUAUACUGGAACACCACGUUUGAGAUAUCUUUUUCAGGUAAUUCAGACAAAAACUACGGCAGCUUAUCGUAGAAUACUACCUAUACUGGACCACCACGUUUGAAAUAUCUUUUUCAGGUGGUUCAGACACAAACCACGACAGCUUAUUGUAGAAUAUUAUACCUCCACUAGAUCACCACAUUUGAGAUAUCUUUUUCAGGUAAUUCAGACACAAACCACGGCAGCUUAUUGUAGAAUACUACCUACAAUGGACCACCACAUUUGAGAUAUCUUUUUCAGGUAGUUCAGACACAAGUCACGGCAGUUUAUUGUAGAAUACUGCCUGAUCCACAGCUUUAGUUUCUUCUUGUUUCAUUAGGUAAAGAUGAAGAUGACACUGAUGCUUCUUCGCUCCCCCCUGAACCAAGGCAACCUCCGUCCUUCAUUGAAAACCUCAAACCUCAAGAAGUGAGACAAGGGAGCACUUUAAAGCUACCAUGUCGUCUCUCUGAACUGUCUUCUACUGAACUCAAUUGGUUUAAAGACAACAAACCUUUAGAAAUGGACUCUAGGAAAACAGUCACAACUAAAAACGACACUUGUACUUUGGUUAUUUCUGGAGUGAGCCCACAGGACGAGGGAGAGUAUAAACUUAUUGCUACUAAUAAUAACGGGCAAUGUGAAUCCAGUGCGUCCGUUUUGGUAAACGAGUCCAUUAAGGCCCCACGUUUUACAACAACCUUGCAACCGCUGACCAUCAAAGAAGGCGAGGAUGCUCAGAUGGUUGUCAGGGUAACGUGUGAACCGGAAGUGGCAUGGUACCGAGAGGAGAGUCUUAUUACAGAUGAUGAACGGUUUGUAAUAGUCGACGCGCUUGAUGGUGAUGAUAAAUAUUCGCUGGUCAUAGAGAAUUGUAAACCAUCUGAUACUGGGGUGUAUAAAUGUAUCGCGAGAAAUGCCGUUGGAGAGACGGAAUGCUCCGCUCCUAUGAACGUUUUGCAAAAACCACGUGUUUCCAAGCAAACAGGCAUUGAAGAGUUAAAAAAUGAACCAGGUGGGUGAAGUAUAUUGAAGACGAAUCGGCAUCUACUAGCUAUAGACAUCCAUAAUAAAUUUCGUAAACCUCGAAUCUCGUGCGCAAUCUCAGAGUCGGUUGUUCAAAGCUAGAUUAGAGUUAAAAUUUACCUUCCUCUUCUGGUUUGUGUAUUUGUGCAUAUCUGUUUUUCUCGGAAUUUUUUAAAAUUAAAAUUCUCUGUUGAUCCAAACAAGAUUUCUGGAAGAAUAUUUCCAUGUUUGCAAGCAACUUGUAGGGGCAUUUGCUCGGAAAUUUCUCGUUAACCUAGGCUUAAGCUAACCAGCUUUUGAACAACCGGACCCCGGUUCAAAGCUAGAUUAGCGCUAACCCUGGAUUAAAAUUUAACCCACUGUUUUGGGUUGUGUAUUUCUGCACGUCUGUUUAUUCCAAAACAGUAGAAAAGGAAACUUCUAAUAAUCUGGACAACUUUUCUGAAAAACGAGCUGUUGCUUUGGCGUUUUUUCGUCAAUUGCCAGCAAAAUACUGUAUUUCUGGGUUGUCAAUUCGUAAACGACACUUGGAUUAUUCAUCUACUCUGACCAAUAUUCAGUUUAAACCAAGUACAGUGCUGAAAAAAUCUUUCAAAUUUUAGUAGUCAGUUCUUCAAAUGUUACAUAACUUUAUGCAUAUGUUAUACUCAACAUCAAUCUUCAUUUUAGAAACGCCAACAGAGAAACCAAAGUCACCAAAGAAAGUAGUUCUCUUUGACACCGGGCCUCCUCAAUUUGAACCUGAAUUCAAGAAUGUCAUUCACGAUCUCUCAAUGGAAAUCACAGACGGAGGGGACAUUAUCCUAGAGGCGGAAGUCGCAGGGAACCCCAAACCGGAUGUCGAAUGGUACAAGAAUGAUACAUUGAUUACGUCAUCACCUCACUAUCUGCCCCAGUCUCGAGGAGAUGUUCAUUGGCUCACGAUUGUAGGAGCUAGUCCUUCUGAUGCAGGAGAAUAUAAAUGCGUGGCUUCAAACCCACUGGGUACCAGGAUCAGAACUUAUGCUGUCAACAUUGAACGUAAGUAAUGUACAUGAAUGUCGGGGGUAUCGGUUGAGCCGGUUACUGCAGACAGCAAGUUUUUCUUUAUACAAAUUUUCAUAUGACAAGUUUAAUUUGUUCGUCUGUAUAGACAACUUUGCCAGUUUUUACUAUGACAAAUACACUUGUUGAAAAUCUAGUAGUAGGCUAGCUUUUGUACAAGUGCACAUGUACUCUGGUUUCGUCUUGUGGUAACAGUAGAGCAAUAAGAUAUGGUCCUCACAAGAUAUCUAGAGAAAACAGUUUAGAACUGAUAGAACUAACGUGUGGGAACAGGGGCGCCGGAAAGUCGAUAAUUUGGGGGGGGGGGCAGAUAUUCAUAUAUUCAUGAUCACAGACUGUAAAAACAAUCGCUUUCAAAGGAAAUUAAUGAUGCAGAACAUGAAUAUAUGAAUAUAUAUAUUCCCCCUGUAUUCUGCCCCCCCCCCCCCAAUUAUCGACUUUCCGGCGCCCCUGUGUGUGAAUAAAUUUAGUACGUUUACUCUUUUAGUACAACCUCCAGAGGAAACAGUUUAGAACUGAUAAAGCUACCAGUAUAAAAUAAAGUUGGUUUGGUUAGAUUUUAUCUAUUAGUAAUACUGGGCCAUUAAGGACAGCUCAUACUGAACCUCUAGAAAGAACAGUUAAGAACUGAUGGGACUAUACAUUAUUAUAAAUAAAGUUAGUUUAGUUAAGUAACAACCAAACUAACACACAACUUAAUUCUUCAGUUUCAAUGGACGAAGAAGACGAAGACACUUUUGCCGAGGAGGGAGAAAUGUCUAACCAUGUCGACUACAAAACAGAACCAAUCACAUUUAAACAGAACAUCGACGUUGAAAGUGAACCAUUUCAAGAGCUACCAACUACACAACAAAAUGGCGAACCUCACUUCCGAGACAGUCCGUUUGAAACUCGCGGUAAACCACAAGCAAAGAAAGAGCAACCAGACUCCGAACCGAGAGCUUUAAUUCCCGAGGUGCAUAACGUUAUUUCUGUUGAUGGGGUAAGUAUACCCGUUGGAAAGACCCAGGAGAAUGUACUCCCGGCAGAAAGUACCUACCCACUCAAUACACCCGCAGAAGUAACUGUCCCUCUACAAGAACCCGAGUUAAAAUCAACUUCUGAUGGAUCCGAAGUACUGAUGAGAACCCCAGUUGAUAGUGGAAGAGAACCACUUGUCCCGCAUGAAGACCCGCGUGUCUCGGGCGAUACGGGAACACCACGUGAUCGAGCUGAUGAACCUCGAGGGGCUCAACCGGAAGUUCAUUUUACCAUGCCAGUAUCCCCAGAAGAAAGACCCGAGGGACAAGCCCCGCCAAGUACACAGACCGAUGCCCCACCUCGCAAAAAGACCCCGACAACCCCGGUCCAAGAAAUACGUUUUAAUAUUCCAUUCAGUGGAGUUGAUGAACCGUAUGUUAUAUUGGAUACGCAGGAAAGAUCUCCCGAGGCGAUAUACGGACACGAUGCGCAGCCUGAAGUAAAGUCAACACCUGAAAUGCAGGCGAGAACCCCUGAUCAUGUACAACAGGGUAAGUGAAAUGUAGUCACAACGAAUAAGUCAUCAGUACUUGUAUGAAAAUAUGCAUGUCAGUAUUCAGCCCAUGCAAGGAACAUCAUAACACAUCAUGCGGCGAAAUUGUAUGAUAAAUGUUUAAGUAUUAUUUAAAACACGCGUAGGAAUGUUUUAUAAUACUAUAAUUAGGAUGAACCAUUAUAUAAAGAAUACUAAUGAAGAUGAGUUUUAUCAGAUAUAUUGACAUAUUAUGGCUGACAUGAUUUGCCACAAGGUUUAUGAAUUAUUAAUGAGUUUUUUAAGUGCUAUUUAAAACAUACACGGCAAGUUUUAUAACUGUAAACAUUUCACCACCAACUGCCACCCCGUCCCGCUUACUGAACCAGUGAGCUAUAUAUACAUUUCUGGAGCAAGAACGUCAGUCAUUCGGUCUAUGAGAAAGUGAAGGCAAGAUAGCGGAAAUUGACAUCCAAUACUUAUGAAGGUCGUAAGCAAUUUUAAUACCACUUUCCCCCAGCUAAUUCCAGAUAUUUCUAACACACCGUAUCGCUACACAAGUUGUCAGUUCAUAAAACCACAGUGUAAUUCUACAAAACGAAGUCAAAACACGAAAUUUUGGUACACUCCUGGCAGCUUCGAUUCUGACCGCGCAGACAAAACCAAUAGACAGAGCCUGGAGCUGAAGCCCAAUAACUCGAUCUUUUGGCUUCACUUUUUUUUACUCCAGUUCUAACUGCAGAUAUAUAUGGAGUUCAGUGACUGAAACUCACCAAUGGCAAAAUGUUGUUCAGAUCUAAAUAAACAUGUGCAUAACUAACUGGUAUUAUUUUACUUCUAUUUUAGAACCAAUUAUAGAACCACGUCAACAUGGAAACAAUGUGCAAACCUCUCCUGACAAAAUCCCAUCAUUCAUACCACUACAAGCAGAUGAUAAACCAGCUAGUCGUGUUGCCCAGCCAUUUGAUGAAAUAUCAUUCACCAUUGAACACCCUGACAAACCAAAACCUCGAGCCGUUUCUGAAGAUACACCAUCAUCACUUGUUAAUGGAAAGCUUGAGCAUGAAACAGAUGAACAACAAGCUUCAAAGAAAACUCCAUUAUCGGAAUUCAAUGUGACAAUUCCUUUGACAGAGAGUGAAAGUCCUAUAAAAGUUGUCCAGAAACCUUUAGAGUCUGUUAGGUAAAGGUUGUACAGUAGAUCAUGUCGAUUUAAAUGUUACGUUUAUGUAUACUGUAUAGGUCUAUCAGUUCUAAAGCAAAUUCGCAAACAAAUUGGAUCUAAAUUGACUGUAUUUUACAAAGAUGGUUAUCGUUUCACAAAAAUAACGACUUUAUUACGCAUAUUUUACCUGAAAAUGUCGAAAUUUAAACUGAUUUUUAUCUGAGUUUCGCAGUUGGGGGAGGGGAUGGCUGCACUUGGAAACUCUACGUAUAGUCUACUUUUUCCACUAUUUAUUCAUCUUACAUUUCAGUGAACAUGAUGAAAAGUCUGGUGAAAAAGCGCCAGAAUUCCUAGAAUCUCUCCCUGAAGAAUUGGAAAUAGACGAGGGCUCUGAAGUAAAGAUGAGCGUACGAGUGAGUGGGAAACCUACACCGAAAGUAAAGUGGAUGAUUGGAUCAAAACCUCUGAGGAAAAGCAGUCGUGUGGAGAUGCGAGAGAAUGGUGGAUUACAAGAGCUUAUCAUCAGAAAUGUCACGUUGGAUGACGAGGGAGUUUAUAGCUGUGUCGCAGUGAACAAAUUUGGGGAAGCUUUCUGUGAUUGUGAACUCGUGGUGGAAAGUAAGUGUUGGGUAUGGCGUAGAGGGGGGGGGGCAGAUAAGUGGAGUGGGGGUUAUGGGAUGGAGAAGCUUUUGUCUGAUUGUGAGGUCAUGAUUCAAGGUAUUUGUGGGUAAAGGGAUGAGGGUGAGAGAGUGUGAGUGAGUGUGAGUGAGGGUGUGUAUAGGUGUGGUGAAUAAGUGGUUGAAGGUAUGUGGGGGAGGUAAGGGGUAAGAUGAGAGGCAGUGAGCGAGGGAUUGUAUAACUGUGGUGUCUGUACAAGUUAUGAGAAGAUUUCUAUGGGGUCUUAAGGCGAGUGGGUAUUAAUCGUAAGUGGGGAGCUUUGAGUGUGGAAGUAUACAGUUGUGUUGCUGUGAACAGGUUUUGGAAAGCUUCUGAGAUUGUGUACUCAUGGUUGAAGUAGAUUUUUUGGUUGGUUUACGGAGAAUCAAGGAAUGUGGGUUCAAAACUGCAGCAAACUCCGAACCCCCAAAUUUAACGAUUUUCUAAUACUUGUCCUUAAUGUUAUUUUAGUACCAUCAGACGAUGAAGAUGGAAUGUCUUCAGGUGAUUAUGAUUGUUGCGUAUAUAUUCAACACAUACAAUUUAAAUAAUUUGUUCCAUUCUAGCUUACUCUAUCAGAACAGUGGUAACUAGGCAUGUAAGUUAUCAGCAAAAAUAUAAAUUGGGUAGUAAGAUGCAUAAGUUAGCUGAAUAGAUGUAUUUUAUGGGGUUUGCGGUAAUUUUUUUUAUAUAUUGUAUGUAAUGUGUUUAUGAAAAUAAAAAUUCGUAUUCAUUUAGGUCCUUUGAUAAGCCAGUGUCCACCAGGUUUUAUCCGAGGUCUUGAAGACACUGAAGUGCUUCUUGGCAAGAGCAUUACCCUAGAAUGUCAAUUCUUUGGAAUACCAGAAGUCGACCUACAGUGGUACAAGGAUGGCGGUCCCCUUGAUGAUAAUGAUGAUCGAUUGGUGUUCGAUAUUAUCGAUGAUGUAGCCACACUGACGAUCACCAAUGCAACGCCAGAUGACCAGGCUUGGUAUCGCUGUAAUGCGUACAAUAAUUUGGGCUCAGCGUCUACUGAUUGUGAAUUGCUGGUUGUCGAGAUUCCCAAGUUUGUCAAGUCGCUUGAGGAUACCAUUAUCAGCGAGGGUAAGUCGGUGAGGUUAUGAUUGUUUGGUUGUUAGUGAUACAGUAGUACAGGCGUGUUUUAUCCUCUAAAUCGCAGGUUGCAUUCUUGCAAUAUGCCGUUGUCUUUUCAAAGUUGUGCUUCGUUAGAAUUGUAAAACCGUGGAACUAUGUAUGUAAAUCUGCUCCUUCCAACUGCUACGACACUUUCUCCACCUUUAAAUCAUACCUACACAGGACUUUCCUCCACCUGACUGCUACUGCCUACACUCCCGACUUACCUAGCUCACACUCAUUCAUCACGACAACAUCUUCCAUUGUCACUCAUUCCACCACUUCUCUGUGUUUCUAGUGCGACACUCCAAUCAUACCUACACAAGACUUACCUCCACCUGACUGCUACUGCUUACACUCCUGACUCACCUAGCUCACACUCAUUGACCACGACUAACUAAUAUCUUCCAGGUCAUUCAUUCUACCACUCCUCUCUUCCAUGCUUCUAGUUUUCCAUUCACCUUCCAUUUUUCUUAUUCUUCUACAUACUAUAACAUCUAGUGAUGAGCACCAUGCAUGGGACCUAGUCUCAUUUGUAAUUCGCCACUUUUGGCACCUUCUAAAUUUGGUAUUCUUCAAAUUCUUGUCAAAUGUAAUUGUCUCUGUAUGUUAUGUGGAAUAUUGUCAAGUUAUCUACUAAGUCUGAUUAUAUUUUUGCCUCCGUUAAACAUGAGAACGGUUUUACAGUUUCAAUCAACCCAAACCAGAUUUUCUUUGGGUACUUCGUUUUCCUCAUACAAUAGCAUUAUAUCAAGAAAAAAUACUCUAACCAAACCAUUAGCAAGAACGAUUUAAAACUGAUAGAGCUGUCCAUGACCAGCAGAAAGAAACAAUGUUAGUAUCCUUUCUGACGAGUUCUACAUAUGCAUUUCAGGAGAGGACAUCCAGUUUACAGUGCAAAUCGAAGGAGAACCGGAAGUGAGCUGGUACAAAGAUGACACCGUAUUGGCCGAUGAAGGUCGUUACGUAAUUGUAGACCAACACGACGAACAGAUCUUUACUUUGGCCAUUGAAGAUAUCUUACCCGAAGAUGAAGGCGAAUACCGAUGUAUAGCCGUGAACGAAGCGGGCAAAACCGAAACUGUAGCGAAGUUGUCCGUCACCGACAAGAAUUAUUCACCUGAGUUCACAAACGAAGGUCAGGACGAGCCGUACAUUGUCAAAAAGGGUGAAGAUUUAAAACUCUCUGUGGCGUUGAAAGGAAACCCGUUCCCAGAUGUGCAGUGGUAUAAAGAUGAUAAGCCAUUACCUAAUAACGUCCAUUAUGAAAUAUCCGAGCAAGAACAUGAACGGUCGUUGUGCAUUCGUGAAGUGACUUUGGAUGACCGUGGGAUCUAUAAAUGUGAAGUGACAUCAAAGUUGGGCAAGGUUACCCGGAAAUUCCAAGUUAACAUUGAAGGUAAAAGUUUAGUGGUUUGCUGGGUAAUGUAUGCGUCUUUCAGCUAUGUGAGUGGGGUUGCCUUAAGAAGAGUGCUUUCAGUUUACCUCACCAAACACCACAGUUUUUUUCUGGGGCAUUGGUUUUCUUCUGUAGUAACAGUAGACCAACAAGGCGUGUCCCUUACUGGGCCUCCCGCGAGAACUGUUAAGAACUGGUAGAGCUACCCAUCGUAAAUUAAGAUAGUUCAGUUUCUUCCUGUUAUAAUACUGGAUCAAUAACAGAGAUGAUCCUUAGUAUACCUCUAGGGAAAACAGUUAACGACUUAUAAAGCUCUCCACUAGAAAUCAAGUUAGCAGAACUUCGGUUUUUUCUGUAACAAUACUGUAGCAAUAAAGGAUGACCCUUACUGGACCUCUGGGAAGAACAUUUAUAACAUUGGUGGAGCCAUCCAGUAUAAAUAAAGUUAGUUUAGUUGUAGUUUAGUUUGUUUGAAACACAUUUAACUUUCAUUUCAUUCAUUUUAAGGAUUCAAACCGCAAGGUUCAGCCCCGACAUUCACCGACACUCUUCAACCUGCUGAGGUAAAAGAAGGCACUGGCGUCACGUUCACGUGUCGUGCCACAGGGGAACCAAGACCUGACAUUGAAUGGUACAAAGAUGAUACACUGCUUGACCAAGACGAUCGUGUGGAAAUUGACCAAAAAGAUGGCGUGUCGACCUUAACCGUUAAAAACGUUACCACAAUUGAUGAGGCUGUUUACAAAGCUCUUGCACGUAAUCCACUUGGAAUUGCAACCACCGAAGCUGAACUUCUUGUAACAGAAUCGGCCAUAAAACCAGAACUACUGGAACCUUUGAAAGACAUUGAUAUAAAAUCUGCUCAAGAUUGCUGCUUCUCCGUAUGGGUUAAAGGCAACGUGCAAGUUGAUUGGUAUAAAGAUGAUGAGAUACUUUUGGAUGCAGGCCGUGUGGUUAUUGUAGACGAACAAGACGGAGAGACCUUCACUUUGGGUGUCGAGGACGCGAGGGUCGAGGAUGCAGGCGUGUAUAAAUGUGUGGCACAUAAUGAGGCAGGAGAAUUGAGUAGCAGCGCAGUGUUGAAGGUCUCUCCCAGCAAACGACGAGGCAGAAAGGGUAGCAAGGAAAGUCAGAAAUCGCCUGGGCCUGAAACUGUUGGGAAAACAAUGGAGUUAAUUCUUCAAGGUACGUCUGGGUUAAUGUUUUCUAUGCAAAAAGCGUUGAUUAUAAUGAUUUGAAAACUUCUCAAUGGAUGAUUUCAGCUUUAGACUAAUUUUAAAACUAGGCAAGGAGAUGCAAAUAAAUCACUACAGCUAGAAAGAGCAUACUAAAAUUAGUAACAUUGCAAAGUUUGGUUGCGAAAUGUUGUAAAAUGUGGAAAAUAUGGCCUUACAAAGUUUUCAAAUUUUGUAUACUUUUGUAUUGCGUGCGGAAAUUGCUACCAUUUUCGGCCCAAAUGUGGGCCGAAAUUUUACUAACUUUAGUAUGUUCUUUCCGGGAAUAUACUUUUUUUGCCAAGAUAAAAAAUUACUCUGCAAUCGGAAUUGUCUAUUAACUCAACUUUAAUCCCAAUUACUAUUUUUAUCAGACGCACCAUCCGAACCAGGCUGCCCGAAAUUUUUGCGCGACUUUCAAGAUUGUGAAGUGGUGGCGGGUUCAGAGAUAAAACUGACCUGCAAGUUCGCAGGCUCACCCCAACCGGAAGUAGAGUGGUUUAAAGAUGGCGGACCUCUGGAGGAAAGUGAUCGAGUCACGUGCACAGUAAACGAUGACGUCACAAUUCUCGUGAUCAAGAAGGUCGAGGCAGAUGACGAGGCUUGGUAUCGAUGUCGUAUUUCUAACGAAAUAGGAGCGACUGCUGUUGAAGCUGAGAUGAUUGUUGUUGAAGCACCAAAAUUUGUUGAGCCAUUGGAGAAUUUGGAAAUAGAAGAAGG